This is a messenger RNA of Drosophila grimshawi, 64283 nucleotides long. RefSeq names its product nesprin-1 (gene Msp300). The transcript is spliced from 28 exons. Gene Ontology annotation, molecular function: actin filament binding. Gene Ontology annotation, cellular component: nuclear outer membrane; cytoplasm; meiotic nuclear membrane microtubule tethering complex. The record is from RefSeq and is a predicted model, not a curated record. Bases 146 to 62998 code for a protein of 20950 amino acids. NCBI's taxonomy places the organism in Eukaryota, Metazoa, Arthropoda, Insecta, Diptera, Drosophilidae. Gene Ontology annotation, biological process: nuclear migration.
GAGGAGAGAGAGAGAGCAAGAGAGACAGAGAGAGGGAACGGCCACUAUAGGACAAACAAGGACAAAAGGCUGUGUCGUAAUAAAAGCACAAAAGACAAAUGACAUUUUGGCCCAAUAAUAAGAUAAAUAGAAAACCGAUGCUAUCAUGGCUGAUAGCACAGAUCCAGGCAGGCACAAGGAUCCAACACUAGAUGCCGGCACAGCAGGCCAAGGCAUCCACGAUGACGUGGGUAAGGACGUGCCCCCAAUACCAGCUGUUCGGCGUCGACAUGCGCAUGAGCAUCAAACCGUUGAGAAUCUCGAGGAGGGGUUGGAAACCGAACAGCUGAAGACAUCGACAGUGACGCGCACGUUUAUGAAGACCAUAACCACAUCACUGACCACCUCCACAAGCAGUAGCAGCAAUCUAGAGCAAGUGGAGCAAGUGGAGCACUCGGAGGCGCAAUCGCCACCGCAUCGUUUGCGUGAAAAGGUUGCCCAAUACGAGAAGGUGUGGUCCGACGGAGCCGGCAAACGACCACCCGAACAAUGUACGGAUGAGCUGCGUCAGCAGCAGUCGGAUGAUUACGAUGCCGAGAAUCCAUUUGAUAUUGAUGUGCAUGAAAUUGAGCGACGUCUGCGCGAGGAGCGACAACGUGGUUUGGCCGAAGCGGAGGCAGCUAAGCUGGCCUUCCAACAGGUCCAUCUGCGUCACACGCCGCAGACGUCAACGCGUCGCGUCGAGAUCACCAGCGAGCAUAUACCCAGUCCAUUCAAUGUAACCCUAAAAACCACCAGUCGCAUGAGUCCUGGAGCUGAAUUGGGCAACGUUGAGGAUCAAUUGUCGCCGUUCAAUGUAACGUUGCGCACCACGCGACGCACUGUGAAAAAGGACCUCAGUCGUCAGAUGGAACUGGAGCGAUUUCUCGAUGGGGAGCGUAUGGUCCGCGAGGUGCAAGCGGCUGAUGGUGUUCGCACCAUAAUCACUUCGUCGAUGACUAGCGAUGGUGGCUAUGCCGAGGAGAAGAUCUAUCGGCAUGGCGAGGGCUAUGUCUCGCCGCGAGAUUCACCCUCCUGGUCGCGCUCGAGCAUGUCCAGUGAACGUUCGAGUGUGACGUCACCGCAUAGCGUUGAUAUGACCGCCGGCGGUAGACGCAUCCUAAUCAAGCUAGAGGAUGAGAUCGAGUCGUGUGAGCACGAGCAGGAACGCGACGAUACUGAUGGUUCGGUGCGCGCACGCAUACGGCAAUUUGGUGGGCAGGACGAGGAUGCUAUGGCAACGGGUAACAUUGACAUUACCGUUGGUAGCAACCCCCGCCGGCGGCGUUUACACCAGCAAACAACAUUCCAAGUGGGUGGCAACGAGACGCCACAACAACAGCAACGCCAGCAACAACAGCAAGAGCGACCAGUGCGUCCAAGCGAACUGUCAUGGCAAACGGGUAAAUCAACAACGAAGACAAUGCUAACAACAUCCACAUCCACGCCGAUUGGCACGAAGGAGCAACCGCAAACAGCAACGCCGGACGAAACCAUUGCCAGUCCAGCUGCAACGUGCCAAUUGCGCGGUUCUUCGACGGAAGAGUCUCGAAAAAUUGUAAGCCACAAAACGAUAACCAGCAGCACAACGAAAACAACAACAUCAACAUCAUCGACCAGCAAAUCCGAAAUAUUCUCGGAAAAAUCGGAAAAACCAUCGACAUCACGCAAAUCAAUCGGUUUGUCGGCUGCAGCUACUGCUGCUGCUGCCUCUCCGUCCGCUGGCAAUAUCUCGUUUACUGCUUCGCAGAUUCAUAUCGGCGAUAACGUUGAAGUCGAUAGCGCUGACGUUAUCGAUAACGAUUCCGAUACAGAGGGCGUGCCGGCUAGCAGUCUGGUGAUUGUUUCGACGCCCACGCGCUCCACAACACCCUCCAACACAACAACAGCAAUUACAUCGCCGUGUACGCCGCACGCAUUGAGCGGCGUUGGUACUUUUAGCAAGAGUCUGCGUCAGGAUUAUCAGACUCAAGCGACACAAAGUAACCGCGACAACGAAGACGAAUACCAGGAGUUCCAAUCCACAAUGGCGUCGAUCAAUUUCGCACGCAGCAAUUCCCAGUACGAUAGCCACAUCAAGGAGAAACGAGAGGAACAAGAACGUGUGCAGAAGAAGACAUUCACUAAUUGGAUUAAUUCAUACCUAUUGAAGCGUGUUCCACCGCUUCGUAUUGAUGAUUUAAUCAACGAUUUACGUGAUGGUACGAAACUAAUUGCUUUGCUCGAAGUUUUGUCCGGCGAACGUUUGCCCGUGGAGAAGGGCCGCGUUCUCCGGCGUCCACAUUUCCUAAGCAAUGCGAAUACGGCCCUACAAUUUUUAGCCAGCAAACGCAUCAAGUUGGUCAAUAUUAAUCCCGCAGAUCUGGUGGAUGGGAGACCACCAGUUGUGUUGGGUCUGAUAUGGACGAUCAUAUUGUACUUCCAGAUCGAGGAGAAUAGCCGCAACCUAGAAUAUUUGGGUCAUGGUAUUGGCGGUUCGGUUAGCUCCCUCGACAGUGUUGGCAAUCAUAAGGCUGGAAGUGAUCUUAGGGCUGAGAAAUGGAAGCAAGGUGCCAAGAAAACGUUACUCAACUGGGUAACAAACGCCUUGCCAAAAGACAUUGGUGUAGAGGUAAAGGAUUUCGGCGCUAGCUGGAGAGAUGGCGUCGCUUUCCUCGCACUUAUUGAUGCAAUCAAAGCGAAUCUGGUCAAUUUAGCUGAGCUAAAGAAGGCCAGCAAUCGUCAGCGUUUAGAGACUGCUUUCGAUGUGGCCGAAAACAAAUUGGGCAUUGCCAAACUUUUAGACGCUGAGGAUGUGGACGUACCCAAACCGGAUGAGAAGAGUAUAAUGACAUAUGUGGCGCAAUUCUUGCACAAGUAUCCUGAACCAAAGGGUGCCUCGCGUGAAGCGUCACAUGUGCAACAAGAAGUGGAUGAAUUGCGUCGUUUCCUGGUGGAAAAGACCACCGAAUACGAGCCGAUGGUUAUGAUGAACUCAUUUCCACGUGAUUUUGGUGAAUAUCUACUGGCACGUUCUGAAGUCGAUGCACAUUUGGCGGCUUACAACCGCUUGAAGCAACUGGUUGAAAGCCAGAGUGGUUUUCUGCAGGUCUCACGUCAAUCGUGGGAUGAGAUUAAUGAGCUGUGGCAGCGUCUCCAAUACCAGAUGAUGUACUGGCUCUGGCUAUUGGAUGCUGAGCUGCCCGGCGAAUUCGGUACGGUCGGCAAAUGGUUGGCCGAGGCCGAAAAACUUUUGAUGGACAACGAUAUACCCAAUGCGAUGAAUGAGGAGACAGCUGCUGUGAUCAGUAGAAAGCUGGAGGAGCACAAGCUGUUCUUUGCCAAUCUGCCGCGCAUUGUGGCCAUGUUCGACAAUGCCAAGCGCUCGCCACUGGCUCAACAGGUGCCACUGGAGCAGCUGCGCAACAUGGAGCGACGCCUGCAAGAGAUCGGACCCAAGUCCGCUGAGCGUAGAAUUCGCUUGAAAUUCCUCGAGCACAAAUGUUGCCUAAUUGCCUUCCUCAAUCUGGUGGAGAAUAAAAUGCGUGGCUGGACCGGCAAGUACGGGCAAGAGGAGAAGGUCGCCCAGCAAUUGGAACAGUAUAAGAACUUUGUCUCACGCAACAAGAUCUUCCAGGAGUUCCAAAAAGCCUUUGUCGACAUGCAACAGGUCGUCGAUGAAUACAAGCGGGAGGGCAACGUUGCCCGCAAAGACAUCAAUGAAAUCGAUCGCUUCAUGUAUGAAACUGAGGAGCGCUGGAAGCGUGUCUCCAUGGAGUUGAAAUGCUGUCAGAAUUCGCUUGAGGAGGUCGUCAAUUGUUGGCGCAAUUGGAACCAAUUGGCACCCAGCUGCGAGGAGUGGCUACUGCUCGCCGAGCAGAAACUGAAUCAAAGCGAAGACGAUCGAUUGGAGUUCUUCCAGGACAUCAGCGUGUGGAAGGAUAAAUUUGAUGCCCUGAGCAAUUCAGCAAACUAUCUGAUUGCAUCCUGUGAGGAGCCAAUUGCGCAGCAGCUGCGUCAGCGUCAUGGCGCCUUAGCUGAGCGCUUCGACCGUUUGUUUGCCAAUACUAAGCAAUAUAUGCAUGCUGGUGAUAUUAUACGCUCACGACAGGAAUACAAGUCAGGCAUUGAGAAGCUCUCCAAGUGGCUGCGUGGCGCCGAGAGUGUCCUGGAUCAACGUCAGGUACUCGGCAACAGCGAGCAGAUACGUCGUUAUGGCGAACAGCUGCAGCAGCUCGCCAGUGAGAUCGAUGACAAUGAGGAGCUUUUCAAGACCAUCAGUCGCAACUUCCAGUCCCUCAUCCAGGAUCUGUCGCGCGAUGAGGUGGACAAAAUGAUGAAGCUACUGAAGCAGGAGAAGGAGUCUCUGGUGCGCAUACGCGCCCAAAUGCCCGCCAAGCUGCACCUUUUCCAUCAGCUGCAGAUACAGCAAGAAUCGCUGGAGGCGGGCCAAAAGGAAAUUCAUCAAUGGCUGAGCGAAGCCGAACAACUGCUGGGCACACACAAUUUAACCGGCGGCCGGGAGCUCAUCAAUGAGCAGCUGCACACGCACAAGACUUACUUCUCACGCACCGUCUACUAUCGCUCCAUGCUUGAGAGCAAGAACAAGGUGUUCCAGAAUCUCGUCAAGAAUGUGGCGUCCGAUGAUAAAAUUGAUACGGCCCCAGCUGCACAGCAGAUGCAGCAGCUCAACGAACGCUUCAACUAUGUCAUACAGAAUGCGGGCAAGUGGGAGCAGCGCUUGAGCGAUGCUGUCGGUGGCUGGAGUAACUUCAAGGAUAACGAGCGCGUUGUUAACGAAUGGCUCACCCAGGCCGAGUCCAUGCUCGUGGAGAAGCACAUUGAGUCGAAGACAACGAUUGAAACGCAAAAGUACUUCUUCGAGCAGGUCAACGAUCGCUGGAUGAACGAUCUGGUUCAGUCCGCCCAGCAGCUGCUGACAACGCUGCCCAGCCAGGAGCAAGCGGAUGUGGUUCAGAGUGUCGAGCAGCUGCAGUCGCGCUGGAAGAAUGUGUUGUCCCAGGCACCAUUGCAUCUGCUGAAACUCGAGUUCCGUCUGGACGAGAAUGCCUUCUAUCAGUCACUCAAAGACGUCGAGAAGGAACUUCAACUGGAGCAGCAGGCGCUGAAUCGCAACGAAGAUGUUGACUCCAUAUUGCAACGCAAUCAACAAUUUCUGUUUCAACAGGAUGCGGUGCCGCGCCUGGAGAAGUGCCUACAAAAUAUGCAGCGUCUUGCACAGGCGCACAGACAACAGCAGCCGGGUGAUAUUAGUCUGGAUCAGGCAUACGAUAAUGCCAAGUCGCAAUGGCAAAUGGUGUCCAACAGACUCGCCGAUAUGCGUCAGACAUUGCAGCAAAUACCUGCUCAAUGGCAGGGCUAUCAUCAGAAAUUCAAUGAGAUGAUCGAUUGGAUGAAUAGCGUGGAUCAGAGCCUCAAGAACAUUGUUAAUGAGGUCAACACCAUGGAGGAGUUUGAAAAGGAGAAGGUUGUUUUCCAGAAAAUCUGCCAAGAUGCAGAUAAUAAACGUGAGGACAUGAAGUGGCUGGUCAAAACACUCGAUUCUCUGCUCAGCUAUGCCACCGAGGACGAGGCUAAUCUGGAGCAAAAGAAACUCGAAGAUCUAAUUGCACGCUACAAGAACCUAAUACCCACCAUCGAGAUAACCAUGGUCAAAACGGAAGUGUUCUCCAAGUGUUACACAUAUCGUCGCGAGGUUCACGAAGUCGUCUGCCUGCUGACCAAGGUCAAGGAUCAGACGGCCAAUAUACCGGCACCCGAUAGUUUGGAGCGCGUGAAUCGCCAAAUUGAGGAGCAACAGUAUGCUAUUAAUCAGCUCGAUCAUCAGAGGCCCCAUAUCAUGUCCAUGCUGCAACGUGGACGCGAUCUCAGCAAGGAUGUCCAUGCUCCGACCUUUGUCAACUCCGAGGUUAAGAAUCUGGAGACCGGCUGGAAUCAGGCCUAUACCGAAUCCUCAGACAAACUGCAAGCACUGAAGGGCACUCAAGCGGUGUGGAGUGAUUUUGUCGAUCAGAAAAACGACAUCUUCUCCAUGCUGCAAACCGCUGAGACGGAACUACGUGCUCUGACACCACUGCAAACCGAUCCGAAGAACGUAAGCCAAGAUCUGAAGUCGAAACGUGAUCUAAAUGUGCAGCUGCAGCAGGCAUCACAUCAAUUGUUGCCCAAGUUACAUGCCCUGAAGUCGGAGUUGGCGCCUUUGGCUGCUGCCGAUAAACGUCCCAUACUCGAGAAGGAAGUCACUGAGGUGGAGAAAAUGUUCUUCAACACCAUGGAGCAUGUAAAGGAUCGUGUCGGCUACUUAGAGGACUACAGCGCCAAAUGGAACAACUACAAGACACGUCUCGCCGAGCUGCAGGAAUGGGCCAACAAAGUGGCACCCAAAAAUAUUGAAGCUUUGCAAUCUGAGGAUCUGACGCCUGAGGAGCGUGUUGUUAAGGUGCAGUCCUUUAAGCGAGUGCUCGGCGAGCGCAUGAAGCAGCUGGAUUUGUUGGCCGCUGAUGCAUCCGAGCUGGCACCGAAAGAGGGCAACGUUGCCGAAGCGAAGCGCCUCAAGGGUGAAAUCUCCAAGCUGCAGGAAGUGCUUAGCGCGAUCAAUCGCAAUGUGGACCAUCAGUCGCAGGCCGUGCAGGAGGAUCUGGUCAACUGGCAGCACUUCCAGGCUGGACUGCAACAGAUCAAGCCCGCCGUGGAGCAGAGCGAGGUCAAGGUAAAUAAUAUAGUUCCUAAGCCCAUCACACUUGACGAAGCCGUUGCCAUGCAACAAAAUGCCAAACAAUUUGAAACACAAUGCCUGGACCAACUGGACAAACUCCAUGGCAUAUCAAGCAUCAGUCAUAAAAUGUUAUGCAAAACCAAUGCUCCCGAUGAAUUAGAUGCCAUGCACUCCCGUUGGACUGCGGUCCAUGAAAAUGCUAAACAGGCCAGCGGCAAGCUCGAGAAGCUUGUCGCCAAUUGGAAGUCCUUCGAUAGUGAUGCUGCCAAAUUGGAUGAUUGGAUUGAUCAGGGUGCACAGCUAAUGGGUAAGCGUCCGGCUGUUUUAAAUACGCCGCACAUUGACAAGCUGGACAAGGAGCUGGUCAAACUAAAGUCCUUCAACAAUGAGAUUUCGCAGCAGCAGGCCAAACUUGUUGCACUUGGUCAAAAUGCCGAUCAAAUUAGUUUACAUUUAGCGCCCGAAGGCGCCGUUGCCGUCAAGGAUCGCGUGAACAACAUGAAGGGUAAAUUGCAGAAACUCUCCGAGGCCACUCGUGGCAAUAUCAACGAGGUCUCCGACGCCAUCAUUUCGCGUCAAGACUUCAAUGCAAAGUUGGUAAACUUUUCCAAUUGGAUGGAGCAGUUGCGCAAUCAGGUCACCCAAGUUGAGGAAAUCAAUCCCGAACGCGUGGAGACCAGUCUGCAUGUCAUCCACGCCCUGUUGCAGGAGCAUGCCGAUAAGAAACCCAGUUUCAAUGCCAUCUACGAUGAGGUCAAGCAAUUGGCUCUGGGCGCCACGCCUGAAGAGUCCAAUGCGCUAAAUGAUGCGUAUACAGCGCUAGUGGUCAACUACCAGAAUCUCGAAUCGAACAUGCUGCAGAAGAAGGCCGCAUUGGAGAAGUGGACUGAGCUUUUGGGCUGGAAGCAUGAUACUGAAUCGCAUUUGAAUUAUUUGAAGCAUCAGUUGGAGAAGCCCGAGGGACCCGCCGUCGAGGAGCUUAAGAAAGCCAGCGAGGAGAUCGAUCAUCUCGGUCAGGGUCUGGGCUACUGGAAGGGCCAAGCUAAGGAAAUCGAUGAGAAUCCGGCUAUACAAUUGCGUGAUGCACUCUCUCGUCGGCCGCUGAUUGCCACACAGAUUGUCAACGAUGUGGAAAACAAGCUGGAGAAUCUGAAACUGCGAUCGCAGAAUCAGCAACAGCAAUUGCAACAGAUGACGGUGAGGAAGGACAAGUUCCACGCCCUGGAGCAUAACUUUGGCCAGGCAUUGGACGAGAAUCGCGCAAAGCUUGAUCAGAUCCUGAAACAGCAUCCUAAUCUGAAUAACAUUGAUCAGAUCAUUGCCGAUCUGGUGGCGCUGAAUGAUGCUCUGAAAUAUCAGGCAGAUCUUAAGAAUCGCAUUCACGACGAAGGCUCUUUGCUGAUGCGCGAGGAUAUUGCCAGCAUGCCUGCCAUACAGGAGAGUCUCCUGGUGUUGGACAAGAACUACGAUUCGUUGCAGAAUGAAAUUGCCGAUCGUAUACAGAAAUACAAUCUCAUCAGCCAGGCGCUGCGUGAGUAUGCCGAGUCCAAGGACAAGUUCUCCAAAGAGCUUAAGAAGGCCGAGGAUCUCUUCAAUGCCAUACCCCAACAGCCGGGCGAUGAGACCGCAUUGCAGCAAGCGUCUGAGAAGACACGCAAGACAAUGGAACAGUUGCGCAAGUCCAAAAUGAAUCUCGAUGAGCUCGAUCGUCGCGGCAACAAUGUGGGCAAAUUGUUUAGUGCCAUUGGUGAGCCAGUGCCUCAAGAGGUGCCCCAGGAAGUGGCCAAGGCCAAACAGCAGUGGCAGGAUCUGCACGAUAAAACCGCCAAAAACGCGCAUGUCUAUGAAACGGAAGCGGUUAUUUGGUCACAGAUUGAGGAUGCCAAAAAGGAUCUGCUACCCUGGCUAUCCGAGACCAAUCAGGGUCUGUGCGAUGCUGCCGAUAACUCAAUUGAAAUUGAAUUCGGUCCCAUGCGUCUGAGCAAGUACCGCACUGAGCUGCCGUCGUAUCAGGCGCUUAAGGAUACAAUUCUGGAGAAGACCAAUGACUUGAUUAAGAUCAACAAUGGUGCCCAGAUACCCGCACUGUCCACACUCAAUCAACUACUUGGCGAUCAAUUCGCUGAGGUUAGCAACAAUGCGGAUCGCCUGAGCGCGGUAACCACAUCCUUCAAUGAUCAGGAACAGGAGUUGCGCCGACGCUCGAAGAUUGCUGGCGAGCAGGUGAGCAAGCUGCGUGAACAGCUUAUCAAAUGCGAUGAUAUGUCCGGAGAUAACAAUAAGAUCAUGGAGCGUUUGCUGCAGUGUCGUGCACUGCGCGCUCAACUGGAGAACAGCGGCAACGAAAUCGAAAAUAUCAAGCAGAAAGUGGAUGAAUUGCGUAAUCUUUAUCCCACAUUCAAUGAGUCCAUUAUACCCAAGGAGUUGAACAAUGUACAGAAACGUUACGAGGGCGUUGAUCUGUAUGCCAAGAAGAUCGAAAGUUCGCUGCUGCAGUUCCUCAAGAAAUUCCAUGCCGAUAAGGUGGGCAUGCUGAAGCGUCUUAUUACAACGCAACGGGAGAAGGUGGCCUGGUGCCAGCCCGAAUCAACCAGUGACAAAUACAACUUGGACGUGAAGAAAUCGUCGCUGCAAGAGGUCGGUAAAAGCAUUGAUGACUGCAAGGCGCGCCAUGCGGAAACAUUAAAGUCACUCGAAAUGCUCAAGGCUGUGGAGACGCCACAGAAUUUGGUUGAGCUUAACAGCGAUGCAGAGCUGAUGGGCAAGGAAAUGCAGGCGUUGCAGGAUAGCUUUGAUCGCAUCAGAGGCGUUCUGGAUGAGAAUGUCGAUUUGUGGUCGGAGUACGAGCAGUCAAAUGAGAAAAUAUCCAACUGGCUGCGUGAUGUUGAGGGUCGCGUCAAAGCGGAGACCAGCAGCCAGGUGAAUCUGCCCGAGGUGCCACAGAAACUACAAGAGUUGGCCAGCUUGCAGCAGGAUGUGCUGGCCCACGAACCCAUCAUCAACAGUCUGGAGCAGACAUCACAGCAGCUAAUCGUAAAGAAUCCCGAGGCGCGUAUUGGACAAUUUGUGACACAUCUGGUGCAGCGCUACCAGACGGUUGCCAAAAGUUUGGCUGGCCACAUGGAUAAAAUGCGCACCGCACAAUUGUCGAAUGCGAACUUCGGCAAGGCAUCGAAGGACUUUAAUGAAUGGUUUGGCGAUGCCAAGAUUGAGUUCCAGGAACUUGCACGCAUGGGCUCUCCUGGCUCAUCAUCGGCCACCGCCCAACAAUUACAAACAAUUAAAAACUAUCUGAAAACCUUCGAUAAUGGUCAGCUAUUGCUGAACAAUGCUGUUGACAUUGGCGAGGGAUUGUAUCCCGUUGUCUCACCUGAGAAUCGUGAACACAUACGAGCUGAUUUGCGACAAAUGCGCGAGAAAUACGAUUAUCUGCGUGACGAGGCCAAUGCGCUAAUGCAACAGGUUGAGGGUGUACUUAUACAGAAGACCUCCAUUGAGGAGAGUUACACUCAAGUGUCGCACUACCUCAACGAGUCCAAGGCCAAAGUCACCGCUGCCGACGAACUCUACCCGACUUUGGCGGCCAAGAAAGCAGCUCUCCAAAACUAUAAGACACAAUUGCAAGAGAUUACAUUGCAUAAGAACGCACUGAAGCAAUUGCACGACAAGGCUGUCACCCUAUGCGAUGAUGAGUCUGAGCGUAAAACGGAUGAGUCCAUUCAGGAGUACAAUGCGAUCUCCAAGAAGAUUUCCGAUCGUAUCAACACUGUGGGCAAUCAGGUCGUCAAGCACGAGGCCUACGAUCAGGUGCUGGAGAAGGCACAAGAUUGGUUGAACACCAUCAAAUCGGAAGCUAUUGAUAUACUGAACGAGACAACCUUUGAGAAGGAGGGCGCUGAGGAGAAGCUGAUUGUUGUCGAGAAUUUGCUGCAGCACAAGCCCGAAGGUGAUUCCAUUUUCGAUACUUGCCACAAGCUAUUGGAAACGGUGCUUACCCAAACUCAUCCAAACGGUCAUCCGGCUCUGCUGAAGGGCUUUGAGGAGCCUAAGCAAGCGUGGGAGGAGUUUAUGUCGCUAUGCCAGGACUCGUUGGUUAAACUCAAGCAGCUCUGCUCGCAAUGGGAUGAGUUUGACUCGAUCAUCGAAGAGCUUGACAAUUGGAUGAAAAAUGUUGAGGCUGUGGUGAAGAACCAGAAUCUCAAGAGCACGGCCGAAGCGAAGAGCGCACAUCUGAAGAAACUGCAGGAUAAUGCCAAGGAUAUUGAGCGUCGCGGUGCUGCCAUAAGCGAACUCAUGGAUCAGGGCCGUGAAAUCGAAGGUGAAACGGAUUUGAAUCUCAAACUGUCGCGUUUGAAUACACGCUAUCAAACACUCAAGAAUCUCUGCAAAGAGUCCAUUGCCAAGUAUGUGAACUACGUCAAGGAUCACGAAAGUUUCGACAACGACUUUGAAAACUUCAAGCAGGAUCUGCAAACCUGCGCCACUGAACUGGCCAAAACCAAUGAAAUUGUUGGCGACCAGAGCGCACUGCAGGAUCAACAGAACAAACUGCGCGAGAUGUCAGACAAACGCAUCGUUGACUCCACUGUCUUUGAGAGUCUCAUCGAUCGCGGCGAGAAGCUGUACGGUCACACAAGUCCCGAAGGUCGUGAAAUUAUACGUCAACAGCUGCGCUCCUUGCGCACCAUGUGGGACAACUAUACGGAUGACUUGAACUCGGCUACGCAUAAGAUCGAUCAGUGCCUGUUGCAGUUUAAUGAGUUUAGCAUUGCUCAGGAUCAGUUGACCAAGUGGCUGAAGGAUGUUGAUAAGGCCAUGCAGAGCCAUACCGAACCGAAGACAACGCUGCAAGAGAAGCGUGCCCAGCUCCAGAAUCACAAGUUGUUGCAUCAGGAGAUCACCACGCACAAUGUGCUCGUCGAUAAUGUGUGCGACAAGGCACAGAUAUUGAUUGAUCAAAUCAAGGACAACUCUCUGAAUAUUUACCUACAAUCAAUCAAGCAGUUGUUUCACAAUAUUGUGCAAAAGUCCGAUGAAAUCCUACACAACCUGGAGAAUUGUGUGCAGAAGCACAGCGAGCUAAACAAUGCCCUGACUGGUGCCAAGACAUGGAUUUCAAAUGAGAAGGCUAAAUUGCUUGAAUGUGAUGAUUCCUACGGUGAAAAGGCAGAUAUUAAGCGUAAAAUUGAAACUCUCGGUCAAUUGGCACAAAAUAAACCACAGGCAAUGAAUCUUAUUAGCGAGAUACGUUCGCAGUUUGAAAAUGUGAAACCAGCCACUUCGGAGAAGGGCAUUGAAGUGCUUGAGAAGGAAAUUGACGAAUUGGAAACGACAAUGAAGAGUCACUUCGAUGACAUCGAGGGCAUCGAAGGCAAGCAAAAGGAUGUGCUAGCACAGUGGCACAAAUUCGAGAACAAUCUUGAAGAGCUCACCAAAUGGUGUCGCAGUGCUGAGGCUGUCUUCCGCGAUCAACAACUCAAGUCGACGCUACACGAAAAGGUCGAGCAAAUGGAUAAAUACAAGAUACAGCGUGAACUCAUCCUGCAAAAGGAAAAGGAGAUCGAUGCCUUCGGGGAUACGGCGCACUCUUUGCUCAACAACUGCGGUGCUGAUCGCCUGAAGACGUUGACAACGCAAAUCACAAACCGUUAUCAACUGCUGCAGGUGUUGAGCAAAGAGGUGGUCAAUCGCUGGUCCAAUCUGGUCGAUGAUCAUCAGUACUACCAGGACAAGUACAACGAGGUGGACUUGUGGCUGCAGCCAAUUGAAACCCAACUGGAGAAGGCGCUCAAGGAUGAACCGACGCAAAGCUCGAACAUUCUGCAGGUACUUCUUUCAGAGAAGGAGCAGGCCGAGAGCCUAUUUGGUGCAUUGAAUGCAGCUGGCGAGAAGGCCUUGCCGGAGACAUCCACUCAGGGUCGAGAGAAGAUCCGCAAGGAUCUGCGUGACAUACGUGACCGUUGGGAUAAACUUGACGAAGGUAUUCGCAAUCUAGAGAAACGGCAAGAGGCCCAAACUGUGCAGCUCUCCAGCUACCAGGAUAUCCAGGGCCAGACAGUCAACUGGCUGGAUCAGGUGGAGAAAUUAAUACACAAUGAGAAUCCCGCUAGCUGGACGAGCGCACAAGAAAUUCGCUCGAAGCUCUAUAAAUAUAAGGCUACCAAUCAAGACAUCAAUUCGCAUAAGCGCAUUGUCGAGGCUGUCAAUGAGAAGGCAGCAGCAUUGCUGUCUAGCGCAGCACCUGCAAAUGCUGAUGAGAUUGCCAAAUCUGUGGCUGACAUCAAUAAGCGAUAUGAGCAGGUUGGACUGGAUUGUGGCAAGCUGGUCGCCGAUUUGGAUGCCGCUUUCGAGGUGUAUCAGCAGUUCAGUGAGCUGCAGAAAGCCCAACAGGACUAUCAGAAGAACCUUUGGGACCGUCUCACCGGCUACUCCGACUACUCGGGCAACAAGGCGGCUCUGCAGGCUCGUCUGCAAAAGAUCAAUGAGAUCCAGGAUGCACUGCCUGAGGGUGUGGCUAAACUGAAAGCCUUAGAGGAGCAUAUCGAGCGGCAUGCGAGCAAUAUACCAGCUAGAUCAAAGGAAGCCAUGACACGUGAUUUGGCCAAUUUGCAUGCUGAUUUCGAGAAGUUUGGUGGCUCGCUGACCGAUGUGAAGAGCGGCCUGGAGAAUCGUUUGCAGCAAUGGAAUGACUAUGAAGUCGAUUUGGAUCGUCUGAUUAGCUGGCUGGGCGAGGCUGAGAAUGCCCUCAAGAACUACAAUCUAAAGAACUCCUUUGAGGAAAAGGAAGAGCAGCUGAAUCGCUUCCAGUCGCUAACGCAGAGCCUGCGCCAAAACGAAGCGGACUUCGAGAAAAUGAAGGACGAUACAUCGGAGUUGGUGCAAAGCUCUGGCGAGACAAGAAUUGCAGUCAAUGUGCAACAGGUCUCCUCGCGUUUCCAAUCUAUUCAAGCGACAGCAAAGGAGAUUCUCAAGAAGUGCGAGCAAGCCGUUCAGGAUCACAGUCAUUUCAACGAGAAGUACAAGCAAUGCUCCGACUGGUUGGCCAACGCACAAAUCCGCUACGAUGAAUGCAGCGACUUGACCAACGUGGCAUCUCGCGACGAUCUGCUCAAGAAGCAACUGGUCAUACAGGAGUUGCUGGCACAGCAACCGACCGCCACACAACUCCUAAAUAGCACCGUCGAACUGGGUGAGAAGUGCUACAGUUCAACAGCAACGGAUGGUCGCGAAGCCAUUCGUAGUCAAUUGGAUGAUCUGACCUUUGAUCAGCUGUUCGACAAUAUUGCCAGCACAGCUCGUAAGAUACAGGAUAAAAUUGCCAAGUGGUCAGGAUUUGAUGAGACUGCUGACAGUCUGAAGAGCUGGCUGGAUAAUGUAGAGCGCGAGUUGCCCACUGAAAUUGAGUUGAGAACAACGCUGGAUGAGAAACGCAAUAAGUUGCAGUCAUAUCGUGACCUACUCAACGAUAUCAACAAUCAUCAAGUGGAGGUUGGGAAUUUGCAAGAGAUUGCAGCUAAUUUGCCGGAGAAAACUGCACAUGUUGAUCAGAUCCUUAAGGAUAUCAACGAUCGUUUUGGCAAACUACAAAAACGCGCCCAAGCUUACGUCGAACGCUACGAGGGCAUCGUGAGUGCCCAUCAGCAAUACUCAAAGGCUGUCAUGGAUGCCCAAGAGUUUAUUGAUGCCACAUUGAAUACGGUGCACUAUUGGGGUGAUCUUGAUUUGGAACAAACAUCUCUUCACACCAAUCUGGAUCGUCUAAAGAAUUUGAAGGUCAGUCUGGCCGACGAGUUUCCGCGUGUCGAUCAAGUUCGUGCAUUGGGCGAGAAGGUUAUCCCUGGUACUGUUAAUGUUGGACAAGUGAACAUUAAAUCGCAAAUUGAUACAACGCAACAGGAAUGGGAGGGUCUGCUGGCAUCCAUUAGCUCGACUAUCGAAGCCAUCGAAUCCCGAUUGCAGCAAUGGUCCGAGUAUGAGCAGCUGCGCGAUCAAUGCUUGGCUUGGAUUCGUGACACCGACAAUGAUCUGCAUGCCAUCGAUCUGAAGGAGGAUCUGCCGAAGAAGCGUGCCCAGUUGGAUGCGUUGAAAGCUCUGCAGGGUGAUGUUCGUGCCAAGGAAUUGGAAGUGGAUAAUGUUACCGAAAAGGCGCAAACUCUGCUGAAGGGACCCUCCACGACUCGAUCAUCUGGUCCCGAAUUGGUAACCAAAUAUCAGCAAAUCUUCCACAAGGUCAAGGAUUUGAACAAUCGCUGGCAACAAUAUGUUACUUCGCAUGAGGACUUUGAUAACUCGAUCUCUGAGUGCACAUCGUGGAUUAAUGGCAUUAAAGAGAAAUUGGACUACUGUUCCGAUAUGUCUUCCAUGAGUCAGAAGGAGUUGGACAAAAAGCUGGCCACCAUACAGGAUGUGAUUCUGCAAAAGGACGAAGGUUCGGCGCGUGUGCUCAAGAUCUUGGAGCAGGCGCAACAUGUGCUGGCAAAUACUGCACCCGCUGGCCACGAGGCCAUCAACAAAGAGCUGUCGGAAUUGCAGGAUCUGUGGUCGGGCAUUGCGCUCCGCAUUAUGGACGUCAAGGCGAACCUUGAUGAUUCCAUCACACAAUGGUCAGGCUUCCUGGAUCAAGUGCAAAAUGUGCGCAAGUUCAACGAAUGGUUGGAUGCCUUGCUGAAGGAAUUGGGUGAGCAUCAGACAACAAUGACAGAGAAACGUGCGCAGCUCGAUCGCGUCAAGUCGACGGAGGAGAAGGUGCGCGUUGAGAAGAUCGAUGUGGAUUCAUUGAAGAUUCAAGCCAAGGAAAUGAUUGCCAGCGGCCAACAGAGUCAGGCUGCUUUCCAGGCACAAAAAGUGCUUGACACCUUCGACGAAUUGUUUGCCAAGACACAGAAAUUGUUGUCCGAUCGCCAGGAUCAGCACCGAGAUCAUCGCCUGUUCAAGGAAGCCUAUGAUGAUCUUGUUAGCUGGAUAAGCCGUGCUCGGGAGAAAUUCCCCGCAUUGAAACAGAGUAGUCUCAGCGAUAAGCUGGCCAUCGAGAAUGCUGUGCAGGCCACCGAGCAACUAUUGAAUAAACAAGCACAGGGUGAGCUGCUGGUCGAGCAUUUGGUGCACACGGGUGAGGUGGUUCUGGCAAGUACUUCGACACAGGGCCAAGAGAUCAUACGCAAUGAUAUACGCGCACUACGUGAUAGCUUCGAAAGUUUGUUCCGCGAGAUCAAUCAGCAGAAGGAGAACUUGGAAGUUACCAUGGUGCAAUGGCGUGCAUAUAAGGAGGAGUAUGAACGUCUUAUGGAGUGGCUCCAACAGAUCGAUAUACUUGUGAAGAACCACAAACUAAACCUCUGCCCAAAUCUGCCCGACAAGGAAAAGCAAGUCGCUGAUAUGCGCGAUGUAAUGUCACGCCUGGAGAAGGGCAAGGACGAUAUUGAUAAAUUCAAUGCUUCUGCGGCGGGCUUACUCAAAUCCCAUUUGGACAGCUAUGUCAACAAUCAGCUCAGACACUUGGGCUCCGUCUACCAGGUACAGGUAAAUUUGGCCAAGGAUGUGCUGAAGAAAGUGGAAACCAAUCGCGAUCAGCAUCGCGAAUACGAUGCCAAUAUGAAGUCGGCCAAGGAAUGGAUAGCAAAUGCCAAACAAACAAUUCAGUCGGCUGGCGAAGGUGCCGGUUCCAAGGAGGCUCUACAGCGCCGUCUGGAACACAUUCAGGACCUCAUACGCAAUCGUGAACUAGGCCAAAAUCUCGUACAUACAGCCAUUAAUAAUGGUGAAAAGAUUAUUCGGAAUACACGCUCCGAUGGUCGCGAGGCCAUCAACAAUGAAAUGAAGGAGCUGCAAACCGAUUGGGAUCGACUUGUUAAGAAAAUGUCCACCGCCAAGGUGCAGCUCGAAACAAAUCUACUGCAAUGGGCCGAUUACAGUUCCAGCUAUUCGCAGCUACAACAAUGGAUUACAGACAGGGAGGCCAAACUGCAGCAGGCAUGCGAGCAAAAGAUUAUUAAAUCCCAGCGUGGUCAGCCAGGGCUCAGUAGUGGUCUUAGCGAGCGCAAAGCGAAUCUACGCCAGACCAACAACAUUGUCCAGGACAUUGUCUCGUUUGAGCCAAUGAUCCAAUCGGUGACAUCGAAGGCCUCCGACCUACAACAGGGCGCACCCGCUACAGAAAUAUCCGACAAGUACGAGAAUCUAACCAAGCAGGCCAAGGAUCUGUAUGCCAAGCAGAAGAACACUAUUGAUAGCUAUCAGUCACUGAUCGAUGCUGGCAACGAUUUUGCCAGCUGGCUGCGUAAUGCCAAGGAACGACUGAGCAAGUGCUCCGAACCAACGGGUGACAAGCAGGCGCUGGCGGAGAAAACACAUCAGCUAAAGAUUUUGCAAGGUGAGGUGCCCGAGGGUGCGAAAAAACUGCAAAAUGCUUUGGAACAGGGUGAGAUUGCCUGUCGCACUGCAGAGCCCGAGGAUUGUGCGAUAAUCGAAGAGGAGGUCGCUCUGCUGCAGGAGGAGUUCGAUGCUUAUGUGGAGGCCCUCAACAAGGCAAAGGAUUACCUAGAGGUGGGCAUUGUCAAGUGGUCAGACUAUCAAGAUCAAUACACCGAGGCGCUUGAGUGGUUAACAAAAACCGAAGCUUUGGUGCAGUCCUACAAUAAACUGCAGGACAGUCUUACCCAAAAGAAGGUAGUGCUGGAACAAUUCCAAGGCCAUUUGCAAACACUCUUCGACUGGCAGAAGACACUGGAUCAUCUGAACAUGAAGGCUCAGGUUUUGCUCGAAACUUGCUCCGAUACGCGCAUCAGCAAUGCUAUCAUGCAGCUGACAACGAAAUACAAUGCGCUGCUUACAUUGGCCAAGGAGGUUAUGCGACGCUUGGAGAUGCACUACCAGGAGCAUCAACAACAUCACACUCUCUACGAGGAAUGUCAGUCAUGGAUUGAGAAUACGCGUGAAAAGCUCGCAGACUGCGAACAAAUACCCGGCACCCUCAACGAGGUGCAAAUCAAAUUAAACACUGUUAAGAAUUUGCGUCAAGGCUUCGAAACUGGCCAGAACAAGUUGCGCUAUCUACUGGAGCUCAAAGAGAAGGUCAUAAUGAAUACCGAACAGAAUGGUGCGGCCAAAAUACAAGAGGAUACCGAAGCCCUAAAGCAGGACUUUGAUAAACUGCUCGUGGACCUCAACGAUGUGCGACAGAAGUUGGCCAAUCGUCUCGCUCAGUUGGAGGAGAUCUUCAAGCUGUACAAGAUUUUGCUUGAGUGGCUGGAGGACAUUGAGCCCAGUGUUAAGGCCAGUGAAGAGUAUCUGAACGAUCUAAGCGAGAAGCGUGCUGCACUGGAGAAAUUCCGUGUCACACAACGUGACAUCAAUGGACACAACGAUAUUGUGGAAAAGAUUAAUGUACGCCUGCGUGAGGAUACCAGUCUGGACAAGAACGAUUUUGCACCAGGUCUUAGCAAGUUCGAGGAUCUGCAAGCUCAAGUGAACAAGAUCAUUGAGUCGCUGGAGAACCAGGUGAACAAUCAUGAGAAAUACAAGCAAGCCUACAAUGAGUUGCAAGAUUGGCUGCGUCGCACACGCAUCGAGGUGGAGCAGUGCGCCGAUUGCCAUGGCGAGAAAGAUCAAGUUGAGGAUCGUCUCAAUCGUCUGGGUGAUAUACAGGCUACGUCCCUGGAGGGUAAAUCACUCCUGGAUGCUUGCGAAGAGCUUAGCCAGGCGGUGAUUGCCACCAGCGGCAGCGAAGGACAAGAUAAUGUGGCCCAAGAGAUCAAACACCUGAAUGGUGAAUGGGAAACCCUGCAGGCCUUAUCACGAGAUGCUCGCAGCGGUCUGGAGUCCUGUUUGGCCGCUUGGCAGACUUUCCUGCAAAAGUUCAACAAGAUCAACUUGUGGAUUGAGACAAUGAGCAAGCGCGUUGCCAAAUCAAAGGAAGCCGAUAAUAAAACCACCGAAGAUUUGGUCAAUGCCAAGAAACUACUCGACGAGGUACUGGCCGAGAAGGAGAACGUCGAGGAUCUCAAUGACAACUGUGAGCUGCUUAUGGAGCAGAGUGCAUGCACUCGCAUCCGCGAUCAAACCAUUGAGACUCAGGCCAAUUACACCAAAUUGUUGACUGCUGCCCAGGGACUGGUUGCCAAGAUCGAAAAGAAUCUGUCCGACCACACCGAGUUCCUCAACUAUAAAAAGGAAAUGGAUGCAUGGAUCGAAAAGGCUCAGCAAGUGCUCAAUGAUUGCAGCAUCGAUGGUGAUGCCAAUGUCAUUGCCCAGAAAUUGGAGACAGUCAAUUCACUGGCCUCCCAUUUGCCCGAGGGACAACACUUGCUGGCUAUGGUCCAAGAUGCCUAUUCGAAGGCCUCCAAUAUUACGCCCGAGGACAAACAGGAGAAACUACGUGAGCUGAUGACCAAGGUGCGUGAGGAUUGGGAUGCUUUGGGUCUGGCUGUCAAGCAGAAGCUUAGCGACUUGAAGCAAGCCCAAAAUCGUUGGAACGAUUUCGCUGCCAAUAAGGAUAAACUUGACAAGUGGCUGCUCGAAACAGAGAAGGCACUGAAGGUAGCUCCAUCGACCAAGGGUGAGUUGAGCGAGAUGAAAACGCUUCUGGAGCGCUACAAGACGCUAGGCAAUGAGCUCAAACAGAAGGGCAAUGAUCUCGAGCAGCUAAUGUCGGAGGCACGUGAUCUGGGCACCGAGGUGGAUGCCGUCAAUCGCUUGCAGUCCCGUUGCGAUAAGCUGAAGAAUGACUGUGCCGGUUAUAUCAAGGAUCUGGAACAGGAGAUGCUCGAUUACAAUGCAUACCAUCAGAGUCUCCAGGAUGUGGAGAAAUGGCUACUGCAAAUUUCCUUCCAACUGAUGGCACACAAUUCGCUAUUCAUUUCAAACCGCGAACAGACGCAGGAGCAGAUUAAACAGCAUGAGGCACUGCUGGGCGAGAUUCAAAAGUAUCAGACCAAUUUGGAUGAUCUGAAUGCGAAGGGUCAGGCGCAAAUUAAACGCUAUGAGGCCACAACGCCCACAAUACGGCCAACGGUUGAGUCCCAAUUAAAGAACAUCCAGGACAGCUACAAUUCGUUGUUGCAGACAUCGGUUCAAAUCAAGAAUCGCCUGCUGGAGUCGCUGGCCAAGUUCCAGGAGUACGAGGAUACGCUGGAUAAAAUCAUGCGCAAUUUGGAAACCUAUGAGCCAAUUAUACAAACCGAACUGGAUGCACCAGCUACCAGCUUGGAGUUGGCGCAGAACCAACUCAAGUGCGCUCAAGACAUGCAAAACAAACUGAACAACGAGAAGUCCAGAUUGGCAGCAGCCGUUCAGGCCUGUGAGGCAGCAACAGCAUCGAUAAGCCGUCCAAGCUCUCCGCUCGAAACAGCCAUGCAUGCCAUACCCGAACGUGAAUUGAUUGUCCGCGCCAAGCUCGAAGAUCUGCUGGAUCAGGUGCAAUCCCACUUGGGUGGUUUGACUGCAUCCGUUAGCGAACUGGAGCAACAGCAGAAGCAGCGCGGCGAACUUCAGGAUUGGGUUAAGAAGCAACAAAGCUCUGUCGGCGAUUGGCUAAUGCGGCCAUGCAAACUGCGUCCCGAGGCCGCCCAACAGGAGCUGGUCGCCAUGAACGAUCUAUUGAAUUCCAUUGGCGACAAACGCUCCCAGCUGAUGCUCGAAAUGACUGGUUCAUUGGGCGAUGAGGACACUGAUUUGGAUGACAACAUUGAUAAGUUGGAAUCGGAGCUAAUGGACGCAAUUGCCAAGAAGCAGGCGGGCCAGAAUGUUAUCGAUGGCUAUCGCCAGGGCAUGCAGGAUGUGCAGAACUGGUUUGAUACCCUAAUCAAGCGCAUGGAUGUGUUGGAUCGCGGCUCGGGACUGAAUUGUGCCCAGAAGAUGGCUGCCAUCAAUGAGAUUAAAAAUGAGUACGAAUUGCAGGGCCAUCCCAAGAUACAAGAGCUCAAGGGCAAGGCCGCUCAGGUGGCGGAGGUCAUCAGCAAUUUGGACGGCCAACAGGUUGAGGAGCAAAUGAAAUCGCUGGAUCGUCGCUUUGCCGAUCUGGGUAAGCGUAUCGAUCGCAAGUCUCAACUGUUGGACGUGACCAACAAAGGAGUCGACGGCGCCAAGGGUGAAAUUGAACAACUGCAGCAAUGGGUCAAGCAGCAAAUCGAUGAGUUGCAAGCACCAGCCGCACUUGGCUAUUCCCCCAAAGAUGCCGAGGCGCGCCAGCAGAAGAUCAAGAGCCUGAUGAAAGAUGCGGAGGCAAAGCAAUCGCUUGCCGAUGUGCUCGAGAAGCGUAUCGCUAACAUGCAGCCCGAAUUGGAAUCGGCAGAAUAUGCCCAACUCGAGUCGGCGUUGCGUAAUCUCAACAGCGAGAAUCGCAAUCUGUCCGGCGUCCUAAAGGCGGAGCUAGAUCGUGCACUGGAGGCGAGCAAGGCGCGCAAAGCGCUGGAGAAUGAUUUGGAUAAGGCACGUCAAUGGCUGAAGACCAAAAUCUCUGAGGUGCGCAAGCUGCCUGUUUAUCAUCCGCUUACAUCCACGGAGAUCGAGAAGAAAAUCCAGGAGAAUAAGAAAUACGAUGAUGAUGCCAAGCAAUUCAAUGACAGCGUCCUGACCGAUGUUCAACGUCAAGCGGCGAACAUUAUGAAGGAUUGUGGCGAUGGCGACAAGGCAGCAUUGCAGCAAAUUCUCGAUGAGAUCGCAGCCGACUAUCAGACCUUGAAGGAUGAGAGUGGCAAGCGUGGUAAAUCCUUGGAUGAUCUACUCCAGGGUCGCAAGGCCUUUGAAGAUUCGAUGAAGAAGAUGGGCGACUGGCUGAACGAAAUGGAAACUGCAAAUGAAAGUGAAUUGCGUACAACGAGUCUGCCCGUCCUUGAGGAGCAGCUGGCGCACUACAAGAAACUCCUGCAGAAUGCCGACAAUAUGGGUGGCCUCAUCAACGACGUGUCCGAGCAGGGCAAGAGCAUCCUGCCAACGCUGAGCAAUGCAGACAAACUGAAACUGAAUGAUGACAUUAAGAACAUGAAGGAUCGCUUUGGACGCAUCAAGCAGACGAUCGAUGAUCGUGUGAACACCUUGGGUGAUCACAUCAAGAAGUACAAGGAUGCCAAGAAUAGACUGGCAGAUUGCAGUCAAUUCCUGGGCAACAUACAGCAGCGUCUGCGCGAGCUAAAUCGACCCAUUGGCUCCCGGAUUGAGGAUGUGCAGGAUCUGUUGGGAGCGUAUGAGGGCAUCUUGAAGGAGCUGAAGGAUAGCAAGCAUAAAAUGGGUGACAUGCAAAUGGAUGAUCUGCCCGAAUUGCAGAGCAUUCUCGCACAACAGGACGACAUGAUUAAAUUGAUUGAGGAUCAAUUGGCACAUUUGCGUCAAUUGUUGCUGCUGCGCGAACAAUUCAUCGCACUCAUCAAUGAAAUUAUUGCCUUCAUUAUGAAGUACACCGAUGUCAUAAUCGACAUUGAGAACUCACCGGACAGCCUCGAGGACAAGAUCAACAAGUACGAUGAUGUCAUUGUGAAGAUACAGGAAUGCGAGGGUAUUCUGGCAUCGGCCAAUGACAAGGGUCAGAAGAUUGCCUCCGAAGGCAAUGCGGCCGACAAGAAUAGCAUCACUGAGCAACUGCAGUCGCUGAAGAAUCAAUUGCAGAAUCUACGCAAGGCGGUCGAAUCGCAGCGCCAGAAGCAUCAGUUGCAAUUGGAAUCCCACAAGAAGAUGGCCAAUGAUCUGAGCGAGAUUCUGGACUGGUUGCACAACAACGAGGGCAUCGCCAAGUCGCGUCCACUACUCGAUCGUGAUCCCGAAUCUGUCGAACGUGAGCUGCAAAAGCAUCAAUCGCUCAGCCAGGACAUUGAAGCACAUUUACAAAAGUUCAAUAAGAUCAAUGCGAGUGUCAAGACAGAUGUGGGCUUGCCCAGUUCUCUGUUGGAAAUGCUGUCCGAGGGUCGUUCCCUGGUCGCCUCGCUGCCCCAUGAGCUGGAGGAGCGCGAAAAGUAUUUGAAGAACAAUCGUGACUCCCGUUUGGAGUACAUGCAGCUGGUGGCCAAGUUUAAUGAUUGGGUGCACGAGGCAGAGUUGCGUUUGCAGAAUAGCCAGCAUGGCAUUGAUUACGCAAAUCUCGUUCACGAUCUGGACGAGCACAAGAUCUUCUUUGGCAAUGAGGCACCCAUCCGGAAUUUGGUGCACAAGCAAAUUCAGGAAGCAUCCGACAAAAUCUGGUCAUCCCUGAACAAUUACGAACAGUCCGAGCUAUCCGCCGAACUAACCCAGUUCCAAACCAAAUUGGCCAACACAUUGUCCAAUGCCAAGACACAGCAGAGCGACUUGGAGAAGGAGGCGGAACGCUGGCGCGAAUAUCAACAGUCCAUCGAUCGCGUCAAGGCCACCAUUGAGCGCACCAAAUUCAGCGAUGAGCCCGUCCAGAAUUUGGCUGGCCUCCACUUUAAUAUUCAGAAGCUGUCGCAUGCCAUUGGAAAUAUACAGAGCCAGAACAGUGACUUGUCGCUCGUCAAUCAGCAGGCGCAAUCACUCAUACGCCAAGCGGACGCACGCAAUCGCCAGCUGAUUGAGCAGGAUAACGCCGGAUUAAAUCGCGACUGGCAGGAUCUGGUGCACAGUUUGGAACAGAGACGCGACAGCCUGCAACAGUUGGCCGAACAUUGGGAUUCCUUCGAGAACGGCUUGCACGGCUGGGAGAAGGCAUUAGGUCGCUUGGCAGAUAAGUUCCGCAAUGUCGACCCGACUGUAAGGUCCCGACGUCACUUGGAAGAUACAAAGAAUGCCAUUCAGGAACUGCGUGAAGAAUCAAAUGAACUUAAAUCAUCACAUAAAGAAAUCGAAGCGCUCUCAAAAUCCAUCCUCACAUUCCUUGGGGAAGUACACAAACCCUCGGCGGAGGCCAUACAGGCCAAAGUGGAUAAGUUAGUCGAACAGCAAUCAAAAUUGAACGAUACGCUACGCGAAAAGGAUCAACAGGUUGGCAAGGAUCUCGAGGAGAUCGAGCAAGUGUUCCGCCGCAUCUCACAGCUGCAGGAUAAAUUGAACGCACUGCACGAACAAAUUCAAGCUGUUCACGUUUACGACGAGCACAUCGCCCAAACGGAACAGGCCCUAAUCACACUUAAUAGCCAGGUGCAACAGGCCGGCGAGGAGAGUCGCUCGCUGGUUGCGCAAACCCAAUCGCACUACCAGACCAAACAGAAUCUACUGCCCAGUGAUAUUGCCCAAGAGUUUACCGCACUCGAACUAUUAGCGGAACGCGUACAGGUGGCCAUGGAGACCAAAGAGAAGGAUUUCAAGCGGGCCAAGACCGUGCGCACCGAAUAUGUUGCCGGCGUGGAUGAGAUUCAGCGCUGGCUAAUGCAGGCUGAGGUUCAGGUGCAGGAGCGCACAUUGGAGCCGACACAGAUGAAGGAGGUGCUGCAGCGCAUCAAUCAUGAAAUUGGCGCCAUCUAUGAACGCUUCACUUUGGUCAAGACCAACGGCCAGCUGAUCAUUGAGAACUGUCGCAACAGCGAGGAGAAGACGCUGGUGCAAUCGACCAUUGAUCAGUUGGCCGCCCAGCUGGCCCAAGUCCGUGGCUGGCUAGAUGAGAAAAAGCAGGCGGUAGGCGAUAGCCUGGAUGCAUGGACACGCUUCAUGAAUCUGUAUCAGAUAGUCAUGUCCUGGGUGGCGGAUAAGCGCACCUUCAUCGAUCAAUCGAUUGAGUUGCACACACUGCCCGACGCAAGGAUCAAAUUGAAUGAUUAUGUGGCGGCUGUGAAGAGUAUUAAACCGAUUGUGAAGCAUUUGAGCGAAAUGGAUAAAGAACUGGAACACAUUGGUCAGGUGACGACCGUGGGCGAUCUCAAGGAUAAACUGCAGCAGGCCGAGGAUGCGAAGAUAGCCGUGGAAGCAGUGCUGCUGGAGAGAAACUCGCUGCUGCAGGAGGCCUGCGAGGAGUGGGAUCAAUGCGAGCGCAAGGUGAAGGACAUACGCGCCUGGCAUGAAAAGACCAAACAAACAUUGGACUCAUCGCCGCAGCUAAAGAAGCCGCUGCGCGAUCAAUUGGGCUACUGUGAAAAGACUCUAGCAGACAUUAAUGUGCAAAAAACCAAAAUGAGAUUGUCUAUUGAAAAACUGGAGGUACACUUCCGCAAUGGCAUGGGCGGUGAUCCGCGCCUCAGCGAGAAUGUUGAUGAUUUGGUGCGUUUGCUCGAUGGUCUCGGCGAUUUGGUUCGCUCCAAAUCGCAGAGCCUGGAGCAGACGCUGAGCCAAAUCGAUGUAUACCAACAGCAAAUGCAAACGCUCCGUCAGCGUAUUAUACAGGAGGAGCAACAGCUGCGUCUGGUGAUGGCACCUACGUACUUGCCACACGAUCGUGAGCGCGCAUUAGCCGAGCAACAGGCAAUGCGGCAAUCAAUCGAUGGCAUGCAGCAAUCCUACGACGCAACCGCCGCCCAAUCCUAUGCUCUGGAUCCACAUUCAGUGGUAACCACUUCAUCGACUGUCUCGUUGCUUAUGAAGCCAACGGCAGUAGGUCUAACCUAUGCUGAAGUGUUAUCAGGACAUGCGAGUCCGGUAAGCGGUAAUGAAACGUCGACCACAUCCAGACAAGAAAUUCAAGAAACCCCGACAACAACGACAACGAGUCAAGAACAACAACAACAACAAACGAACUUGAACCAAACAAUCACAACAACGACAACAACCACAAUGACGACUACCGUACGUACGCACGAGGAUGACCCAUUACAAAUGGAGUCAAGCGAAUCAAGCUCCAAUUUACCCACUGUGCUCUAUAAGCGCAAGGAGCAACAACGUGUUACACCACCCAACAGCAGCAGUACAACUAUUUCAGAGUAUGAUGAAUCGACCAGCUUUACACCCAUAGAUCAAACAGUUCCUAGCACUAGCGCCAAUCCAAAUAGUCAGUUUAUCGAGAUUGAGCGUAAUCAGCAGCGACGCGUAAAUCCAGGUGAGAAAUUGCAGCCGCCGCGUCCCGAACGUCGCGGCCGUUCACCGCGACGUAGACGCGAGCCACAAGCCAACAUACAGGUGGAGCAGCCACAACAGCAACAGCAACAACCACAACAACAUCAACAUCAACAACAGCAACAACGACAUCAGCAAGAACAUCAACACCAACAACUUUAUAUACCACAAGGGGAUCGCGCACGUUCACGCAGUCCCAUGUGGGUGCCAGGUUCCACAUCCUAUGCGGAAGUUCUUCGUGGUUUGGAAUUGGAGCGCUUGCAAGCCGAAGAGCUAGCAAGACAAACGGCGCAGCCGCAUGCCGAUCUAACCAUACAGGAUGUAGUAGAUGCCAGUGCCGCAGCGGCCAGCAUUUAUGUGCCACAAACCACAUCAGAACAACAUCCACAGCUUGCAGAGCAGCAAUUUAUUAGCGAGCCCAACACGGAGCUUGCCUAUAUUCAGCAUCAACAACAACAAUUGGAGCAAAAACAACAGCAACAACAACAACAACCGCAGCAGCAGAUCAGUGGCUAUACAGUGCCAAUGAGUGCAGAGGAGAUAACCGCGACGUAUUUGCAGCCAGAUCCUCAGCUAUAUCAGACCAUGUAUGAGAAUGUGGCCGAUAGCGGUCAAUGGGGCUAUGUCGCGCAACCAAAUGGCGACGCACAGCAACAGCAGCAGCAGCAGACAAUGCCACAGAAUUACUAUGAUCAAAUUAUGCAGAUGCAGUACCCCAUACAAUAUCAGCCUGUUGCGGUGCCACCCGCGACGACACAGUAUCAGUUGCUAACGGGUUAUUAUCAGCCGGUUGCUCAAACAGAGACAUAUCCAACGGUUUAUACCACGACGGAUUCUUCACAAAUCUACUAUGCACCACAACAGUCAACUGAGUACACACAGGAAUAUACGCCACAACAGCAGCAACCUGAGAUACCAUCAGAUGUGGCCGCUUAUCAGCCGGAAAUUGUUGAACAGUCCUAUCUGCUCGAACCCUAUCGUACGGAUGUAAACCUAACAACAAGCACAUCCACAACAGGUAACAGUGUACUCGAUCGUGUAGUGACAACACUUGCAUCCAUGGUGCAACAGAGCUCCGAACCACUGACCACGAGUACUCAGCAAAUACAGCCCACGCUUGUAACGCCACAUACGAAACCGGAGGAGCAAAUGCAACCCCAACAGGUAUUCGUCGAGGAGCAUGUCCAUAUGCUACGACCUGUCGAACCGCAAGAGUUUGAGAUGAAUGAGCCGCGACCCGACAUUACCUUUGGACAGUUUGAUGUCGAUGCUAUUGAGACGAUACCCGUUGAAAUACCUGAACCACAACAACAACCACAGCCUCAACACCAACAACAACAAUUGCAACAACAACAGCCACAGCAACCACAACCACAACCGAGUGUGACUAAAACGAGAUUUGUUGAGCAAACAAUUGUCUCGGAGUCGGUACAGCCAACUGUGAUAGUAAAUGAGAGUAAGGAUAUUGUCGCCGGCCCAGAGACUGUCAUCGUUCGUCCGCAAGUGCAACAGCCCAAUCAGAAUGUCUAUCAGCAACAAGAUCCAAGUACUGGCAGCACCUAUGCCGAGGUGCUCUUUGGUCAACAACAGCAUAGUAAAGCACAUCCAGUUUUCCAGCCAUCCAGUCAGCAACAGAUUCCAGUACGUGUAGCGGUUCCCAUGCCGCAAAUUCGCAAUGCUGAGCAUGCAACAACAACAACAACAAAGCAUACAACAACAAGCACAACGACGACUAGAAACCAGCACGGCAGAUGGGCAGAUGACAAUCCAGACACAAGGAAUGCCAAACCUAAGCGACAGCGACAUGAACAACAACCAGAGCCGUUGCCAAUAAAGGUCAGCAGUCGCAAAGACCCCAAAACGGGCAGGAAACACAAAUCUCCUGACAGCAAUGAAACAACGCAUACCCAUGUAGAGAAAACUACUAUUGUGGAUAGUGCGUCUGCACCAGAGGAGUCGCACAAGCAUCCAGAACCAAAACCUAGAAAAUCUAAAAGGACCAAAUCUCAAACUGAACAUGUACCAGAAACUACAAUUACCAGCAAACAGAUUGUGGAACCGGUCGUGGUGGUUCCAACAGUUAAGGAGGAAAAGCAACAAUCCAACAUUGUGGAAACGACAAACACCUCAAAGAAAACCACUAAACCGCCUGUUGAAAUUGCUAAAGAACAGGAAAUUAUCACGAAAGUAGAACCUAUUGUUAUUCAAGCACCCAAUAAAAAGGAUAGAAAGAAGCCUUCAACAGUUGUCGAAACCACAACUAUCACAACAAAAACAGUGGAACCGAUUGUAGAAGUCAUCAGACAGACGGAAACAAUCCCUGUUGAAAAGCCAACUGCUGAUAUUGCAGACAUUGUUACUGCUCCUUCAAAGAAGGAUAGAAAGAAGCCCAAAGCUAUUGUGGAAGUAACUACGGUUCCCGAGAAAGUAGUUGAGCCUGUCGAAGAGAUCGUUAAGCCGGCAGAAGUUGUAUUUGUAAUAGAACCUACUGUUGAUACAAAUACCACUAUUCAGGCUCCAUCUAAAAAAGACAAAAAGAAGCCCAUAUCUGUGGUGGAAACAACGACCAUAUCAACGAGCACAGUUGAACCAGCUGUUGAAGUCAUCAAACAGACGGAGACACCACCCAUUAAGGAAUCUAUAGUGGCUACGUUGACAACUUUCAACCCGAUUGAGCCAAUUAUCGACAUCGUCAAAGAAAUGGAAGUUGAUGAAACAAUAAAAUCUGCAAUAGAGCCAAUAUGUGAUAUCAAAACUACAACAAAGGAGGAUACAAAUCUGUCAGAGAUUACAACGCCAUUUAAAACAGACGACUCAAAUAACGUUGUUUCCAUGAUUGAAACAAUUGUUGCUCAACCUGUGGAGACAGUUCAUUAUACUUCUCAUUCUACUCAAGAGUUCGAGCCUACAACACUAUCAAGUAUCGAAACUGAUGAAACAUUAAUGGAAAGCGAGCCUACGGUAACAACAUCGACCAACACGAUUUCCACCGAAAGCGGUACAACUACAAUUACUACCAGGACCAUCACAAAACACAUCACAAAGCGCAUAGUCAAGCGAAUUGUCGAUGGUAGAGAGGAAAUUGUUGAGGAAGAUGUAGUCGACGAUUUGCCUGAAGAAAAAAUUUCCGUGGAACAGUUCGAAUUACCAUCGGUGGAAACGACAAGCUUGAGUACAGUCCCCGGAAGCAUAAUGGUACCUGGAUUGAAUGCAACGCUCGAUACAACUGUUGUUCAGGGCGGUUCCAUUACAAAAACAACAAUAACCAAAACGAAGCGAAUUCUUAAACGGAUUACCGCGGACGGUGAUGAAAUUGUUGAGGAAGUCCUGGAGGACGAGCCAGAGGUGGAGCGUGAUAUUACUUUACUACCAACUACUGUGCUUACUUCCCGAAACGUUACAUCCAAUGAUCAAUCGGUUGCACCUCAAGAAGCUAUUAUUGAUGCUGCACACCAUGCAGUUGAAGAAAUUGUCGAUCAAGCUGAACAAAUAAUUGCGCCAGAGCCACAAAAGCCACCGCGUAAGGACAAAAAAGAACCAGAAAGCUUAACUGUAAAGGAACCAGCUGUUGUCGUUGAGGUAGAGCAGAAACCACAAAAGCCAACUAGAAAGGAUAAGAAGAAGCAGAAGAAAUCAGAGAGUGAGGAAAUCAAACCGAAAACUGAUGCCAUACAAAUACCAGAUAGUCCCAUUGUGCAAACUGUAGCUGAAAUAAUUGAGCCACAAGCACCACUAGAAACCACAGAGCCCCUGAAUACAACAAGUGCAAUUACAAUUGACGAGAAACAAACUCAGUCAACCGAUGGAUCUGUUAUCAGCGAUGAUGGCAGCCUAAUCAAAACGACCGUCAUACGUACAACAAAAAUCGUGAAAAAAAUCAAUCAACAAGAAAGUCAGGAAAUGUCCACAUCAACUCAUUCGGAUGCACGUUCGCUGGAUUCUUUCGAAAUGGCGGAAGAAGCCACAGAACAGCCGAAAGUAGAGAAAUCUGAAAUGAAUAGUCGUGAGGUCAGCGAUGAGGGUGUAGUUAAGACAACUAAAACGACUACCACACGAACAAUAAAGAAUGCCAAAACUGAGCCAAACAAAGAACCAAUUGUUGAACCUGUAACUGAAAUUGAAGUUGCACCCGAAUCAAAAACAUCUGAUGAAACAUUACUUACCGAAGAUGGUUCUGUGCUAAAAACUACAAUUGUGCGCACAACUAAAAUAGUAAAGAAAAUUUCACAAGAUUCGGAAAAUAUCAGUGAAUACAGUUCUGCGUCUGAUUCUUAUUUACCACCUGUUGAAACCAUAAUUCUGGACGCACCAAUCGUAGCCGAAUCGGUCACCACCGAAUCGAACAGUGAGGGCAUUAAGAAAACUACAACGACGCGUACCACAAAGGCUGUAAAACCAACUACAAGCGAGAGUGUAAAUGAGCCGCAAGAUUUAGUCAAACCUGCAGCUUCUGAACCGAUUUCCGUCGAACCGCAACAGACUGUAGAACAAUGGCUGAUUGCGCCAAAGACUAAGGAUGUGAUUGAAGACAGGAAUAUUAAGUCAACAACAUUGGACUUUAUAGCCUCUGAAAAGCAAACUGCACAGCCUGAGCCUGAAAAGAAAUCCCCGAAAUCCAAGAAGCAGGACAAACAAAAGGAUAUUCCAGUUUCUUAUGAACCUAAGCAAACUGAACAGACCACGGUAACCAUAACUAAGGAAGUUGUUGCUCCAGUCGUUGAAGAAAUGCAAACUGCAGAGCCCGUGCCUGAAAAGAAAACGAGAAAAUCAAAGAAGGCUGAGAAGGCAGAGAGGCGAAAGGAAGCUCUAGUUACAUCGGAACCUAAGCGAACUGUAGAGCCACUGCUAAUCACGUCUCAGGAAGUUGCUGCUCCAGUUGAAGAUGAGCCAAAACAAGUUGUCCAAGCUGCUGAAAUUGUGGUAUCGGAACCUUACGAAGCAAACGUUGGCAAUGAUGUUGUUAAAACUACAAUUGUGAGAACGACCAAAAUUGUUAAGAAGAUUGCACAAAAUGUUGAUAACCAGAACGUGACGGAAGGGGAAAUCCAAAUUCCUGUUGAGUGUGCUCCUGUUGCUGAUGAAACAACAAGUGAUGAUGUUGGUGGUGUAACAAAAACAACAACCGUGCGUACGACGAAAAUUGUGAAGAAGCUGAAUGAAGAUGGCGAAACAACCACAGAGAGCAGCAGCACAAUAAGUGAACCGAUCACCGUACGGGAAGCCUCUCCGACGAUUUCAGAAGCACAGAGUGAAACUUCGACCACAUCCAGUCAAAUUGAUGGGGCAAUUAUCAAGACAACCACAAUUCGUACAAUGCGAAUAACUAAGCGAGUAACAAAUGACGGACGUAUAGUUAUUACCGAAAGUGACGCACCUAGCGAUGUUAUUGUUACAUCCAGCAUUGAAAUGCCAGAUCAAAGACCAAUUAGCCCCAUUGUAUCUUCGCAUGCACUUUUGGAGACAUCUCCACCAGUUGUCACCUCUACAAGCGAAUUCAAAUUAGCGAAUGUUGGUGUCAAUAUUGAUUUGGGUCCUAGGGACUCUGCCAGCAAGUCAGGCAUUAAGGUCUUAGAUAUUGAAACAACAGAAUUACCUACUGUAAGCGCCGAAUAUAAUUCAUCAAAUGAGAUUAUAAACCAGACAGAUCGCACUGCUACUACUACAACGACAACGACCAGAAAUACGAUCCUCACAACGACACAACGACGUAGCUUCGAAACCGAAGAUGGCACAAAUGUUCUUUUCGUUGGAGAAGGCAUUGACGGUGCCUAUCCGCCAGGCACAGUUCAAAAAAUUUCUUUAAUAACUCACGAAGAAAAGCUGAAGACUCCUAUCGUGAAAAUGCAUCUAGAUUUUCCAGAGGUUAGUCUUCGCGUGACCGAGACUGUGACUGAAAACGUUGAAUCCCUGCAUAGAACUGCCGAUAGUGAUAAGACUUCUAUAGUUGAGUUCGCUGAAUCUGAGCCAGUUGUUGUCGAGUCAGUUAUUUCGGAUUCUUCCGAUCAGAAACUUCCUGUUGCUAAAACAGAUUCGAUCGAACAGGUUGACAAGCCAAGUGUAGUAGAGAAGAAUAUUAAACCCCCGUCUGAUCUAAGUCCAGAAGAGCAAAAACUGUUCGAAGAAAUCCAGAAGAAACUGUCAAAGAAAGAUAAGAAAAAACGUCCUGCCAUUCCCGAAGAGUUCAUAAAGCAAGAAACUACUCAGGUCAUUGUUGAAGAAAGCAAAGGCAAUGAAACAAUUACUAUACCUAUUGCUGAUGAAAAGCAAUCUGUUAUCGAAAUUCCUAUAUCCAACGAUAUUCCAGUCCCAUUAGCGCAGAAUAUUUCUCAAGAUGUGCCAUUGAUUUCAAAAGCAAAUACCAUCGAGCAUGACAAAGUUGAUAUACUUUUCCAUGAAACAACGCAAGAAACGCCAGAAAUUACUUCUUCAAAAACUCAAGUAGAAACGCAAGCUGAUAUUCCAUGUGAAAUUCAAUUACUCCCUGAUCCUACUAAUAUCGCUAAUCAAAUUGUUCCUGCCAAGCCAAGCGCAUUAAUUGCUGAAGCAUUUGUGGCUAACACGGUAAGCACUUUAAAUAUCACUAAUAUUCCAAUUAUUUGUCCCACUGAAAAGAUUUUUGAAACUCCCAAAUAUGAUUUAUCUCAAUAUAAUACUGCUGAGGCCAAUUAUCACAUAAUCAAUUCUAAGCCAACGUCUGUAGAAACGCCCUCACCUUUGACACUUGAUCAACAAGAUCAAACUGUUGAAGAGACCUUACCGGUUGUAAGUACGGUUGAAUCUGUUGUGACUAAAACUUUGGUGGAUACAUCUCCCAAAAAUAUAGAACCAGUUUCCAUUGAAAAAGAUAAGAUAUAUGAAAUUCCACAAUACAAUAUAGCUACAUUCACAACAGCUGAAUGUAACUAUCACAUAAUCAAUAAUAAGCCAAUUCUUUCUACGCCAAUUGAGCACCCACAACAAAUGAUUGAAGAACGCAAAACGGUUGGUAGUUCUGUUGAUUCUCUUACAUCACCUGAAAUGAAAACGGUAUUUGCAAAUUUACCAAUUGAAACUUCUAAUACUACAAUAGUCCAGAUAACAGUACCAACAACUUUGGAUACUUCUAGUAAGAACAUUAAAGAAAUCGAGUAUAAUAAACCUUCUGUAUAUAACUUCGAGGUUCCAAAAUAUAAUACUAUAGACCAAAGCUAUGCGGAAAACUUGUUUAGAGAAAAUCUUAACAAAUCUGAAGAACUCAAGGAACAGACAAUCUCUGAAAAUGUAAUAGUCCCAGAAUCUCCGAUUUCGGAAGACAUGAAGACAACUGUGACCGUCACAACAACAACUGUGACUGAAACUAUAAGUGAAACUGUACUUCCGGAGGAGACAAAGGCAAAGGAACCAGCCAAGGAACUUGAAAAAGCAAUGACAGUGGAACCCGAAAAGAAACCCGAAGAACCAAGGGCAGUGGAACCCGAAAAGAAACCCGAAGAGCCCAAGAAACCAGCCUAUGCGGGCUUGCCUGUAGAUGACUCGAGUAGUUCUUGGAUGGAUGUUAUGGAUGAACCAAUGACAUUCUCUGAUGAGGAGGAAGAAGCACCCAUCCAUGAAGUUCCAGUUGAAAAGGCACCUGUUCCCGAAAAGAUUAAAACAUCAACAACUGAGACGGUUAUUGUGAAGGAUAUUGUUCAACCAGCUGAGCCUGAAAAGGUUCCGGAAACUUCAAUUUCAGAAGACACCAAGACUACCGUGACUGUCACUACAAAAACUACUGUGACGGAAACUGUCAGUGAGACUGCAAUUCCGGAGGAGUCCAAACCAGUGGAACCAGAAAAGAAACUCGAAGAACCAAAGGCAGUGGAUCCCGAAAAGAAACCCGAGGAACCCAAGAAACCAGCUUAUGCCGGUCUGCCUGUGGAUGACUCCAGUAGUUCUUGGAUGGAUGUUAUGGAUGAACCAAUGACAUUCUCUGAUGAGGAGGAAGAAGCACCCAUCCAGGAAGUUCCAGUUGAAAAGGCACCUGUUCCUGAAAAGAUUAAGACAUCAACAACUGAGACGGUCAUUGUAAAGGAUAUUGUUCAACCAACUGAGCCUGAAAAGGUUCCGGAGACUUCAGUUUCAGAAGACACUAAGACUACCGUGACUGUUACAACAAAAACUACUGUGACGGAAACUGUCAGUGAGACUGCACCUUUGGAGGAGCCAAAACCAGAGGAACCAGCAAAGAAACCCGAAGAACCAAAGGCAGUGGAACCCGAAAAGAAACCCGAGGAACCCAAGAAACCAGCUUAUGCCGGUCUGCCUGUGGAUGACUCCAGUAGUUCUUGGAUGGAUGUUAUGGAUGAACCAAUGACAUUCUCUGAUGAGGAGGAAGAAGCACCCAUCCAGGAAGUUCCAGUUGAAAAGGCACCUGUUCCCGAAAAGAUUAAAACAUCAACAACUGAGACGGUUAUUGUGAAGGAUAUUGUUCAACCAGCUGAGCCUGAAAAGGUUCCGGAAACUUCAGUUUCAGAAGACACUAAGACAACUGUGACUGUCACAACAAAAACUACUGUGACAGAAAUUGUCAGUGAGACUGCACCUUCGGAGGAGCCGAAACCGGAGGAACCAGCAAAGAAACCCGAAGAACCAAAGGCAGUGGAACCCGAAAAGAAGCCCGAGGAACCCAAGAAACCAGCUUAUGCCGGUCUGCCUGUGGAUGACUCCAGUAGUUCUUGGAUGGAUGUUAUGGAUGAACCAAUGACAUUCUCUGAUGAGGAGGAAGAAGCACCCAUCCAGGAAGUUCCAGUUGAAAAGGCACCUGUUCCCGAAAAGAUUAAAACAUCAACAACUGAGACGGUUAUUGUGAAGGACAUUGUUCAACCAGCUGAGCCUGAAAAGGUUCCAAAAACUUCAAUUUCAGAAGACACCAAGACUACCGUGACUGUCACUACAAAAACUACUGUGACGGAAACUGUCAGUGAGACUGCAAUUCCGGAGGAGUCCAAACCAGUGGAACCAGAAAAGAAACUCGAAGAACCAAAGGCAGUGGAGCCCGAAAAGAAACCCGAGGAACCCAAGAAACCAGCUUAUGCCGGUCUGCCUGUGGAUGACUCCAGUAGUUCUUGGAUGGAUGUUAUGGAUGAACCAAUGACAUUCUCUGAUGAGGAGGAAGAAGCACCCAUCCAGGAAGUUCCAGUUGAAAAGGCACCUGUUCCUGAAAAGAUUAAGACAUCAACAACUGAGACGGUCAUUGUAAAGGAUAUUGUUCAACCAACUGAGCCUGAAAAGGUUCCGGAAACUUCGGUUUCAGAAGACACUAAGACUACCGUGACUGUUACAACAAAAACUACUGUGACGGAAACUGUGAGUGAGACUGCACUUUUGGAGGAGCCACAACCAGAGGAACCAGCAAAGAAACCCGAAGAACCAAGGGCAGUGGAACCCGAAAAGAAACCCGAGGAACCCAAGAAUCCAGCUUAUGCCGGUCUGCCUGUGGAUGACUCCAGUAGUUCUUGGAUGGAUGUUAUGGAUGAACCAAUGACAUUCUCUGAUGAGGAGGAAGAAGCACCCAUCCAGGAAGUUCCAGUUGAAAAGGCACCUGUUCCUGAAAAGAUUAAAACAUCAACAACUGAGACGGUUAUUGUGAAGGACAUUGUUCAACCAGCUGAGCCUGAAAAGGUUCCAAAAACUUCAAUUUCAGAAGACACCAAGACUACCGUGACUGUCACUACAAAAACUACUGUGACGGAAACUGUCAGUGAGACUGCAAUUCCGGAGGAGUCCAAACCAGUGGAACCAGAAAAGAAACUCGAAGAACCAAAGGCAGUGGAUCCCGAAAAGAAACCCGAGGAACCCAAGAAACCAGCUUAUGCCGGUCUGCCUGUGGAUGACUCCAGUAGUUCUUGGAUGGAUGUUAUGGAUGAACCAAUGACAUUCUCUGAUGAGGAGGAAGAAGCACCCAUCCAGGAAGUUCCAGUUGAAAAGGCACCUGUUCCUGAAAAGAUUAAGACAUCAACAACUGAGACGGUCAUUGUAAAGGAUAUUGUUCAACCAACUGAGCCUGAAAAGGUUCCGGAAACUUCAGUUUCAGAAGACACUAAGACUACCGUGACUGUUACAACAAAAACUACUGUGACGGAAACUGUCAGUGAGACUGCACCUUUGGAGGAGCCAAAACCAGAGGAACCAGCAAAGAAACCCGAAGAACCAAAGGCAGUGGAACCCGAAAAGAAACCCGAGGAACCCAAGAAACCAGCUUAUGCCGGUCUGCCUGUGGAUGACUCCAGUAGUUCUUGGAUGGAUGUUAUGGAUGAACCAAUGACAUUCUCUGAUGAGGAGGAAGAAGCACCCAUCCAGGAAGUUCCAGUUGAAAAGGCACCUGUUCCCGAAAAGAUUAAAACAUCAACAACUGAGACGGUCAUUAUGAAGGAUAUUGUUCAACCAACUGAGCCUGAAAAGGUUCCGGAAACUUCAGUUUCAGAAGACACUAAGACAACUGUGACUGUCACAACCAAAACUACUGUGACAGAAAUUGUCAGUGAGACUGCACCUUCGGAGGAGCCAAAACCGGAGGAACCAGCAAAGAAACCCGAAGAACCAAAGGCAGUGGAACCCGAAAAGAAACCCGAGGAAUCCAAGAAACCAGCCUAUGCCGGUCUGCCUGUGGAUGACUCGAGUAGUUCUUGGAUGGACGUUUUAGAUGAACCAAUCCAGGAAGUACCAGUUGAAAAGACAACUGUUCCUGAGAAGAUUAAAAAAUCCACAAUUGAGACGGUCGCUGUAAAGGACUCAGUUUAUCCAGUUGAGCCUGAGAAGAUUUCAGAUUUUGCUGUUUCAGAAGACACAAAGUCAACCGUAACUGUGACAACAACAACAACAACUGUCAGUAAAGAUUUAGAGAAACAGUAUAAGUCAGAAAAGGGACCGGCUUAUUCUGCCUUGACACUUGAGGGUCCAAUCGAUACGUGGUCUAGCGUUUUGGAGGAAUCGACACCAAGCUCAGGAAAUGUUGUUUUCACAUCGACAUUGUCUGCAGAUGCUCCAGAAUUUACGCCUUCUUAUCUAAAGCACGUAUAUGCUGAUCAAACAAACACAUUCCUUGCUAAUGAAAGAGUUUACAACGAAUUCAUUCCUAGAAGUAAAACGGAGCAAGUAGUGGUACUUCCAAAGAAGUCAAAGAAAGUUAAACCCGCAAAGCGUCCAAAGAAGCCAGCAGACGAACCUCAAGAAAUUGCAGUUGUAUCUGAAGCACCACCCACUUAUGUCAUGGAAGCACAACAACCAAUCGAGCAAAGUGUUUGGGAAAACAAUCGAGAUGGCAAAUCAUAUGCCGAUGUUUUGUUCAGUUCAGCCGAGAUGCCGGUCACCGAAAAGCCUGUAAUUGUGCAUGAAGAAAAACAGACCGUUGUUGAUCCCUUGCCCGAAGUUGUAAAGCCAAAGGAGCAUAUGAAGAAGCCAAAACAAACAAAACAGAAGCCAGUAGAAUUCAUCCAAGAGAAUUCAAGCACGGAUAAUUCAAAGCCGGCUACUGAAAGCUCCAAAGAACCAUCAUCUGACGAGAAGGAUGUUCAUAAAUCGUCUGAAAUGAGUUGGUCUGCCUUGGUUCGAAGACCAGGUGAAUGGUCUGACAAUACAUUUGUCAAAAAGGAAUUAGUGCAGCCAGACAGUAUACCGGACUCUAAGAAACCGGAGAAGCAAGAAAAAUCUGAACGGAAAUCUACAAAAACGAAAAAGUCGAAGAAAUCCAAAAAACCAAUUCAAGAGACAGUUUCAACCACUUCUGAAGAUGAAAAGCAGGAGCAGGAAGAACCAGCACCUUCAACUCACACAAAGAUAGUCACACAAACAGAGACAGUGACAGAGACAGUGACGAAACAAACGGAAGAUAAGGAACCCGAAGCGAGUGGUUUUUCGUGGGCUUCAUUAGUAAAGAGACCUGGUGAGUGGGUUGACACAACUGUAGCGCAUAUUAAGAGUGCAAUAACAUUGUCAACGGACAAAUCGGAAGGUGAACGCAAUGAACCAGAGAAGCCACGAAAGGUUCGAUCACAGAAGAAGGCUGAUAGGAUUGAGUCUAAGAAGCAAAAGGUUCCACAGAAAAAAGAAAAAAUAUCUCAACCAACGGUCGAGGAAGUAAUUCCAAUUGAAAAGGAACCAGAAAGGAUUUCAGAUGUGGAAAAACCCGUUGACAGUAGCUCCGAUUCGUUCUCGUGGGCUUCUUUGCUUAAAAAGCCGGGUGAAUUUGUAGAUGAUAUAGCGUCUCGCAAAAAGCCAGUUGCCGCUCCGAAAACUGAACCAAAACCAGAACCUAAGGCUCAAAAGGAACGGAAAACUCAUAAGAAAGAAGUCAGGAUUGAAAGAAAUACAGUUGAGCCUAAGACUAAAAAGGUGCAGCCGACUGUGGUUUCAUCCACAUCUGACGAAAGUGAUGUUCCUGAAACUUCUUUAUCUCCAAUUUACGAUGAAGGAGUGACAACUUGGGCCAAGAUUGCCAGCCAAAUAGACAAAAUGUCUGAUUUACCACCUAAAGAAAAGAAAGAAGUGAAGCAAAAGCCAGUGGAGACUGUAAAACAUCACACUGAAAAGAAAAAGGCAGUACAAAAAGAACACACUCCUCGUCCGCAGGAUCCGCAUACAAGCUCUUGGUCAUCAGUAGUAGGUCAGCAAACCAUUGACUUUAUAGAAACCGAAAAGGUGACUCCAAAGCCAGUUGCUGUCAAAAAGACAGAAAAAAUAUCAGUUAAGCCGCAGUUGGUUACUGAGUCCCCAGUAGUCGAAGCUCCGGAGGAUUUAGAAUGGUCGAGCAUUAGUGAAAAACCUGAAGAAUCAACGCGCAAAUCUUGGGCUGAAAUGAUUGACGACGGUGGCGAUGAUAUUGUUGUCGAGCAAAAAUCUUGGAAAGAAUUAAUUGAAGAUGAAGUGGAAAUUCCCCUUCUUGCUGAAACUGGUGAUGAAGCCAAUAUUCAUAAAAUUAUGGAAACCAUUCAAGAAAUUAAAUCUGGCAAUAUUUCCCAAGCGGAAGAACUAAAUGAAGAGCACAUCAAAAAAUCUUCAGUUAUUACCAAAAUAACUACGGUAACGAAAACAGUCAGUGAAUUAAAGGAGAAACCCGAAGAACCCAAGAAAUCAGAUGACUUGGUUUCGGUUUCAACACCAGUUAUUGAGAAAGAAAUUCGUGUUGAGCCUGAGUCUCCGGUUUCGAAAGACACAAAGACAACUGUAACAAUCACAACAACUACUACUGUAAAUGAAAGUGUCAGUGAGACUUCACUUCUGGAGGAGCCGAAACCAGAGGAACCAGCAGAGAAAUCCGAAGAACCAAAGGCAGUGGAACCCGAAAAGAAACCCGAGGAACCAAAGGCAGUGGAGCCCGAAAAGAAACCCGAGGAACCCAAGAAACCAGCUUAUGCCGGUCUGCCUGUGGACGACUCCAGUAGUUCUUGGAUGGAUGUUAUGGAUGAACCAAUGACAUUCUCUGAUGAAGAGGAAGAAGCACCCAUCCAGGAAGUUCCAGUUGAAAAGGCACCUGUUCCUGAAAAGAUUAAAACAUCAACAACUGAGACGGUUAUUGUGAAGGACAUUGUUCAACCAGCUGAGCCUGAAAAGGUUCCGGAAACUUCAAUUUCAGAAGACACUAAGACUACCGUGACGGUCACAACAAAAACUAUUGUGACGGAAACUGUCAGUGAGACUUCACUUCUGGAGGAGCCGAAACCAGAGGAACCAGCAAAGAAACCCGAAGAACCAAAGGCAGUGGAGCCCGAAAAGAAACCCGAGGAACCCAAGAAACCAGCUUAUGCCGGUCUGCCUGUGGAUGACUCGAGUAGUUCUUGGAUGGAUGUUAUGGAUGAACCAAUGACAUUCUCUGAUGAGGAGGAAGAAGCACCCAUCCAGGAAGUUCCAGUUGAAAAGGCACCUGUUCCUGAAAAGAUUAAAACAUCAACAACUGAGACGGUUAUUGUGAAGGACAUUGUUCAACCAGCUGAGCCUGAAAAGGUUCCGGAAACUUCAAUUUCAGAAGACACUAAGACUACCGUGACGGUCACAACAAAAACUACUGUGACGGAAACUGUCAGUGAGACUUCACUUCUGGAGGAGCCGAAACCAGAGGAACCAGCAAAGAAACCCGAAGAACCAAAGGCAGUGGAGCCCGAAAAGAAACCCGAGGAACCCAAGAAACCAGCUUAUGCCGGUCUGCCUGUGGAUGACUCCAGUAGUUCUUGGAUGGAUGUUAUGGAUGAACCAAUGACAUUCUCUGAUGAGGAGGAAGAAGCACCCAUCCAGGAAGUUCCAGUUGAAAAGGCACCUGUUCCUGAGAAGAUUAAAACAUCUACAACUGAGACGGUCAUUGUGAAGGACAUUGUUCAACCAGCUGAGCCUGAAAAGGUUCCGGAAACUUCAAUUUCAGAAGACACUAAGACUACCGUGACUGUCACUACAAAAACUACUGUGACGGAAACUGUCAGUGAGACUGCAAUUCCGGAGGAGUCCAAACCAGUGGAACCAGAAAAGAAACCCGAAGAACUAAAGGCAGUGGCGCCCGAAAAGAAACCCGAGGAACCUAAGAAACCAGCCUAUGCCGGUCUGCCUGUGGAUGACUCCAGUAGUUCUUGGAUGGAUGUUAUGGAUGAACCAAUGACAUUCUCUGAUGAGGAGGAAAAAGCAUCCAUCCAGGAAGUUCCAGUUGAAAAGGCACCUAUUCCUGAAAAGAUUAAAACAUCAACAACUGAGACGGUCAUUGUGAAGGAUAUUGUUCAACCAAUUGAGCCUGAAAAGGUUCCGGAAACUUCAGUUUCAGAAGACACUAAGACUACCGUGACUGUCACUACAAAAACUACUGUGACGGAAACUGUCAGUGAGACUGCAAUUCCGGAGGAGUCCAAACCAGUGGAAGCAGAAAAGAAAAUCGAAGAACCAAAGGCAGUGGAGCCCGAAAAGAAACCCGAGGAACCCAAGAAACCAGCUUAUGCCGGUCUGCCUGUGGACGACUCCAGUAGUUCUUGGAUGGAUGUUAUGGAUGAACCAAUGACAUUCUCUGAUGAGGAGGAAGAAGCACCCAUCCAGGAAGUUCCAGUUGAAAAGGCACCUGUUCCUGAAAAGAUUAAAACAUCAACAACUGAGACGGUCAUUGUGAAGGAUAUUGUUCAACCAACUGAGCCUGAAAAGGUUCCGGAAACUUCAGUUUCAGAAGACACUAAGACUACCGUGACUGUCACUACAAAAACUACUGUGACGGAAACUGUCAGUGAGACUGCAAUUCCGGAGGAGUCCAAACCAGUGGAACCAGAAAAGAAACUCGAAGAACCAAAGGCAGUGGAGCCCGAAAAGAAACCCGAGGAACCCAAGAAACCAGCUUAUGCCGGUCUACCUGUGGACGACUCCAGUAGUUCUUGGAUGGAUGUUAUGGAUGAACCAAUGACAUUCUCUGAUGAGGAGGAAGAAGCACCCAUCCAGGAAGUUCCAGUUGAAAAGGCACCUGUUCCUGAAAAGAUUAAAACAUCAACAACUGAGACGGUCAUUGUGAAGGAUAUUGUUCAACCAGCUGAGCAUGAAAAGGAUCCGGAAACUACAAUAUCAGAAGAUACUAAGACUACCGUGACUGUUACAACAAAAACUACUGUGACGGAAACUGUCCGUGAACAGUCAGAGGAAGUACUCGAAUCGCUAAGGCCGGAAGCAAUAGUUGUAAAUGCACCUGCUACAGAAAGGAUUACAUCAACUACUGAAACAGUCACUGUGAGGGAUAUUGUUCAACCAGCUGAACCCGAGAUGAAGGAGUCUUCUCAGCUUAUGCCAACCGAUCUGGCUUCAUUUGAUAUACCUAUCAACGUUUGGGAUCAGAAUUCAUCGUAUGCAGACGUAUUGAAGCAUACAACGAGUUUUAUAGAGGGUGAGAAGCAAAACGUUGAGAGAGUUCCUGAAGUUAGAACACAAACCACUGCAUCGAUUCCAACCUCAGAAAUUGUUGAGAAUGUUCCUAAGAAACCAAGAGCAAAGAAAGACAAAAAUAAGAAAAAGGCAGAUAUUGAAAACGAUACCAAGACCGAUAGCGAAGUUAGUACAAAGGUUCAAAAUGUUUAUCCCACAAAUCAAGAAACAGAAGAUCAAAAACCGACAAUACAGCCUCAAAAAUGGUCUGAAAUGAUCGACGACGAAUCUAUCAAAAUUCCAGACCAAUCACAACCGGAAAGUUUCUUCUCAUGGUCGUCUAUAGUCCGCCAAGGAGCCGAAGAACCUUUCACGAAAAUUACCCAGCAGUAUUCUGAUGACUUGAAGAUUAUUGAUUCACCAUCUACAACUCAAACCAUCAUAUCUGAAGAAGUACCUGAAACUUGUUCUUUAGAUUUUGUUCGGAAUGAAAAAGAUAAACCUAAAAAGCAAAAACCGAAAAAGGUGAAAAAACCAAGUACAGACUUUGUGGACAACAAUGUGCCUAAGGAGCCUGUUAGUCCAGUGGAUCUUCCAGACACUUCAGAAAUCCAAAAAAUUCCCGUGGAAGAUGUUCCCACACAGACUCAAUUGUGGUCAUCUAUUGUUUCACAAACUGUUGAAGUUUCUCCAGCAAUUGUCGAAACAGAGCAAGUUGAAAUAAAAACUGACCCUGUUUCUGCUUCCCAUGAUAUACAGGACUUCAUCCACAAAGAGCAAAGCUUCUCAACCAUUGUAAAUGACAAGCCUAAGAAACAAAAGACCAAAAAGGAAAAGAAACCAUCCAAGGCUAAGCAGGUUCCAGAGCCAGCAUCCAUUGAAGUUAUUAAAAAAACACCAGAGCUGAACAGCAUAGAAAAUCCAUCUGACAAUGUAGCAGAUUUGCCAUCCCAAACUUUGACAUGGUCCUCAAUUGUUUCGCAAACUGUUGAAGUUUCUCCAGCAAUUGUCGAAACAGAACAAGUUGAAAUAAAAACUGACCCUGUUUCUGCUUCCCAUGAUAUACAGGACUUCAUCCACAAAGAGCAAAAGUUCUCAACCAUUGUAAAUGACAAGCCUAAGAAACAAAAGAAUAAAAAGGAAAAGAAAUUGCCACAAAUUGAGCAUGAACCAGAACCAAUUGUUGUUGUAGAGCCAGAAGUAGUUGACGAGCCAAAAUCCGUUGAAAAUAUUCUUGAAACUGAAUCCCCAACUCAAUCGUGGUCAUCAAUUGUUUCCCAAACUGUCACGAUUUCUCCAGCAACCGCCGAAACUGAACGAGUUGAAAUAUUAGUUGAACCUGUUCCCGCUUCCCAUGGCAUAGAGGACUCCCUUCACAAGGAGCAGAACUUCUCAACAGUUGUAAAUGAUAAAAUUAAGAAACAAAAGCCUAAAAAGGAAAAGAAGUCACAUAAGGCAGAGCCUGUAGAAACUGCCCUUGUCAAAGAUGUGGAGAAAGAAAGAGAGCCUGAACUAUUGGAAAUUGAAGUAGAAUUGCCAUCUCAAACUCAAUCGUGGUCUUCCAUAGUUUCACAAACAGUAGCAACCGAAACACACCAUCCCGAAAUAAUUCCCGAAAUUAUUUCGCCUGCGUCAGACACUAUUCCCAAAGAAGUCACGUUGAUUCCAGACAACGAUAAACCCAAGAAACAUAAGUCGAAAAAGGAAAAGAAACUGUCCCAGGUUGAACCUCACAAAAAACCAGUUGUGGAAAAAACCAUUGUUGUUGAAGAAACAAGAGAUAUAAUUGAACCGAAACCAGAUAAGAAUGUUGAAGAAACUCAAUCUUCAACACAAUCGUGGUCAUCAAUUGUCUCCAAAACUAUUGAUGUAUCUCCAGUAAUAGUCGAAACUCAAACUGAACGAAUUGAGGAACUACCUGACCCAAUUCCCUCUUCCCAUGACAUCCAAGACUUUAUUCAGAAAGAACAGAACUUCUCCACUGUGGUGAACGACAAGCCUAAGAAGCAAAAGGCCAAAAAGGAUAAGAAACUACCACAGAAAGAACAUGAUGCUGAACCAAUUGUUGUGGAAACCACCGUAGUUAAAGAAGUGGAGAAGGAGAAAGAACCGGAACCAUCCGAAUUUGUAGUAGAAACGCCGUCUCAAACUCAGUCGUGGUCUUCAAUUGUUUCACAAACAAUAACAACCGUAUCUCAACGUACUGAAUUAAUUCCAGAAAUUGCUCCACAUACACCUGACGUUCCUGACUUUAUUCCCAAACAGGACACGUUGGUUCCUGUUCAUGAUAAACCCAAGAAACACAAGUCAAAGAAGGAAAAGAAAAAGCUUCAGGUUGAAGAUCAGCAAAAUCCGAUUGUAGAAAAAACUAUUGUAGUACAAGAAGUGAAAGAAGUAACCGAACCAAAAUCCAUAGAAAGUGUAGAAGAUAAUGAAACCGUACCUCAAUCAUGGUCUACAAUUGUUGCGCAAACUACUGAAGCUUCUCCACCAAUUUUGGAAACUGUUCGACCUGAAAUUGUGACAGACCCUCUGACACAUGACAUUCAGGCGUUCAUUCAGCAGGAGCAGAACUUCUCUACUGUUACCAAUGAUAACCAAAGGAAACAAAAGCAAAAGAAGGACAAGAAGUCACCUCCGACAGAACCAGACACAAAACCUGUCAUUGUGGAACCUGCCUUUGUCAAGGAGCUGGAGAAAGAAAUGGAGCCGGAACCCAUCGAUAGUAUAGUAGAUACGCCAUCUCAAACACAGUCAUGGUCUUCAAUUGUUUCACAAACAAUAACAACCGAAACCCAUCAUACUGAAGUGGUACCUGAUAUAGUGACAUUUACUCCAGAUGUGCAAGAGCCCAUACUCAAAGAGGAGAGUAUUUCCAUUCCCGUCAAAGAUAAACCGAAGAAGCAAAAGUCGAAGAAGGAAAGGAAACUGCCUCAAGUUGAACCUCACACUGAACCAGUUGUAGAAGAAACGAUUGUUGUUGAAGAGACGAAAGAGGCAAUUGAACCGAAACCAUCUAAAAAUCUUGAAGAAACUCAAUCUUCAACACAAUCGUGGUCAUCAAUUGUCUCCCAAACUAUUGAUGUGACUCCAGUAAUAGUCGAAACUGCAACUGAACGAAUUGAGGUACUACCUGAUCAAAUUCCCUCUUCCCAUGACAUACAAGACUUUAUUCAGAAAGAACAGAACUUCUCAACCGUAGUGAAUGACAAGCCAAAGAAAGAAAAGAUCAAAAAGGAAAAGAAAUUGGCUCAGCCGGAACCAGAUACUGAAUCAAUUGUUGUGGAAACUACCGUAGUCAAAGAACUGAAGAAAGAACCAGAAUCUUUCGAGAUUGUAGUAGAUACGCCGUCUCAAACUCAGUCGUGGUCUUCAAUUGUUUCACAAACAACAACAACCUCAUCUCAGCGUACUGAAAUCAUUCCUGAAACUGUUUCCUCUGUCGUUCAUGAAAUUAUUCCCAAAGAGAAGAUCGCAUUGAUUCCUGACAAUGAAAAACCCAAGAAACAAAAGUCGAAGAAGGACAAGAAAAUUCUACAUGAUGAACAUCAGGCAGAACCAAUUGUUGAAAAAGCAAUAGUUGUUGACGAGCCGAAAUCCGCAGAAAGUAUAGAAGAUAGUGGAACCUGCCCUCAAUCGUGGUCGACAACUGUUUCUCAAACUUCUGAGGUUUCGCCAGAAAUUGAAGAAAUUGUUCAAACUGAAAUAAUAACUGAACCAGUUCCCGCAAAUGCCAUUCAGUCCUUUAUUCAACAGGAGCAGAACUUCUCUACUGCUAGCAAUGACAAACCAAGGAAACAAAAGCAAAAGAAGGAAAAGAAGUCACCUCGGGAAGAACCUGAAUCUAAACCUGUUGUUGUGGAGCCGACUUUUGUCAAGGAACCGGAAGCUAUCGAUAAAACAUUGGACACGCCAUCUCCAAAACAGUCAUGGUCUUCAAUUGUUUCACAAACAAUAACAACCGAAACCCAUCAUACUGAAAUAGUACCUGAUGUAGUGACAUCCAGUCCUGAAGUAGAAGAGCCAAUACACAAAGAAGAGAACAUUUCCAUUCCUGUCAACGAGAAAGCCAAGAAGAAAAAGCCCAAAAAAGAGAAGUUGGUCUCCCAGGUUGACCAUGUUUCCGAUAUUAUUGAUAGAACUGAAACACACAAAAUUGAAAGAAAAUCGGAACCCAUUGUUGUAUUGGACGAAGCUCCAAAAACACAAUCUUGGUCAUCAAUAGUUUCGCAAACUAUUGAAGUACCUUCAGUAAGCUCACAGGAAUUCAUUAUUCAGGAACAACAAAAAUCCGUAGAUGUGCCCGAAAUACCAGAAAAGACCGCGAAACCAAGAAAAGAGAAAAAAUCACCCAAGACAGAAACAAUAUCUAAGCCGAUUUCUGACACUGUCGUUGUGUCAACAGAGUAUGAGAAAGCUGAACCUACUGUACUUAUUGAUGAAAUGCCAUCUCACACUUCGGAUUGGUCAGAGAUGGUUUCGGAAGUAAUUGAUGCAGUAUGUGAUGAUAUCGUCCCGGACUUCAUUCAUCAUGAGCAGAAGUUUACAACGACUGUCGAUGACAAUACCAAGAAGCAAAGAUCUAGAAAAGAAAGGAAGUCCGUCAAAGUGGAGCCAGCACCAAAACAACCCAUUGAAGAUAGCUUUGUUAUUCAUGAGGAAAAGCACAAAAUGGAACCAGAGCCGGUUGAACAUGGUAACACAAGUGAAAUAGUGCGCUCUGACUUCAAUAUUCAAUUGCCGAAACCAAUACCGUCGGUAUGGUCCCAUUCUGAGACUUACGCUGAAGUUGUUAGAAAAUCAGGUUUUGCAGACAACACAAAUAUCCGCUAUAAAGACACUGAAUCUGCCCCUCAAAGCAUUGAAUACAUUGAAAAUGAUCGACAAGACACACCAAAUUUAGUCGUAGAACGACCACAAAGUUCAUCGACUGUGUUCGUCGAAGAAUUCCCAGAUCCUAUUUUACCUUCGUCCGUUCAUAGAAUUGACAAUGAACCCGUUGAGCCUAAUGAAAAGUUAUCAUCACUGUCUUGGAAGGAAAUCAUGGAUGAAGAAGUGGAUACGGAUAUACCAUCAUGGUCGUCUGUUACACAAGCUUCGAAUUCCCAGCCAAUGGAUACAACAGAAUCAAUAGUUGAACGACAAUCUCGUACAAUCAGCCGACCACUUAUACAAGUCACCGAAGUUACUAAAUCAGAAGAACAACCGAAUCCACAGGAGGAGCAUGGUUUCCUGGAAAUAAUCUCAAAGAAGAGAAAUCGUUCGAGAUCACGUUCACAACAAUCCCAGAAUUCCAAUGUGACAGAAAAACCACAAAAGAAGAGGUCGAAGAAACCAAAAGAAAACAAUCAAAUGAAACCUAUCAAAACAUUUGAUGAACCUUCUUUUCCAAUAGAACCGGCUAAGAUUGACAAUACUCCGGCUAAAAUUGACAAUACUCCCGCUAAGAUUGACAAUACUCCAUCGUCUCCGGUUGAGAAAGACAAUAGCCAAACUAUUUCCGCUCCAAUUCCAUCUACCUCUGGCAUGUCAUGGGCGGCAAUCGCUGCACACAAUGUUCCUGAACCUGCUCAACAAAUACGACCUCUUCAAAUUGAAACUAAGGAAAUUACUUUAGAAAAAGUAAGAAAGCCGACUAUAGACAACAAGGUUAUUAUACCAAUUACAUUGGAUACGGAACCAAAGACUAAGAAAUCAAAGCAGAAAUCGAAAAAGAAACCUGCCUCUUCUGAUCUUCUAGAUUUUAUCAAUGCUGAAAAGGAAAGUUCUCAAAAGCCAACCCAAUUAGAGCAGAAGCAUGAACAAAUUCAUAUUUCGGAACCUACUCCAGAAAGCAUAUCUGAUAAGCCAGUGCCAUUAGUCGAGCAUAUAGUUUCUCCAACACCAAAAGAAACAGUUCUCUCGGUUGAGCAAACUCCUUUGGCUCCAUUCGGAAAUACUGUCCAACCCAAGGCAAAGACGCAUAUUGAGAAAGCAAUUCAAAUCGUUUCGGAAAUUGUUGAAUCCGUUGAAUCUUCAGAAACUCCUAAUAAGUCUGAGGCGAUCCCUAUUGUUUCAAUCAAAACAGAUGAGCCUCACAUCGAGCAGACACCAUUGGCUCCAUUCAAAACUAUUGAAGAAUACAAGGCAAAACCACUAAUUGAGAAAACAAGUGAAACCGUUUCGGAAGUUGUUGAAUCCAUUGAACCUACAAAAACUCCUAAGACAGAGUCAAUCUCUGUGGUUUCAACUGAAACAGUUGAGCCUUAUAUCGAACAGACACCCUUGGCUCCAUUCAAAACUACUGAAGAACCCGAGACAGAACUAACAAUUGAAUCCGUUUCGAAGAUUGUUGAAUCCGUGGAACCUGCAGAAACUCCAAAGACUAAAUCAAUCACUUUCGUUUCAACUGAAAUAGUGGAGUCCAAUAUCGAGCAGACACCAUCGGCACCUUUCAAAACAGCUGAAGAACCCAAGACAAAGGCCCUAAUUGAAGAAACAAUUAAAACAGUUUCGAAAAUUGUUGAACGUACAGAAACUCCUCAGACUGAGACAAUCUCAAUUGUUUCAACUGAAACACUUAAGCCUAAUGUCGAGCAGACACCUUUGGCUCCAUUCAAAACUACUGAAGAACCCGAGACAGAACUAACAAUUGAAUCCGUUUCGAAGAUUGUUGAAUCCGUGGAACCUGCAGAAACUCCAAAGACUGAAUCAAUCACUUUCGUUUCAACUGAAAUAGUGGAGUCCAAUAUCGAGCAAACACCAUUGGAACCUUUCAAAACAGCUGAAGAACCCACGACAAAGCCACUGAUUGAAGAAACAAUUAAAACAGUUUCGAAAAUUGUUGAACGUACAGAAACUCCUCAGACUGAGACAAUCUCAAUUGUUUCAACUGAAAGAGUUGAGCCUAAUAUCGAACCGACACCCUUGGCUCCAUUCAAAAUUACUGAAGAGCCCAAUAUCUCAGCUACUGAUUCCCAAACCACAUCGGAUGCUGAUCCAUUUAUAUGUGAGACAUCCUAUUGGUCUGCCACAUUGAAACCAAAUGUAAAAAUGACAGCAGAAGAAAUCGAAGAGCCCAUUCAAAUCGUAACUAAAAGGGAUAUCCCAAUUACUGUUGAUAUACCAACAGAUAAUAUUCUUCCCGAAGUUGCAGUACAAUCACCAACUGAUCAACCAACAACUUGGUCGGCUAUAGUUCAAACUGAAACAAAAGUAUUCCCAUCUCCAGAUUCUAAGGAAGAGGAGCCUACUUCGCCAGCAUGGUCUACGGUUGUUGUAAGCAAAACAACAGAUUUCCAAGAUCCCAAACAACAAACAGAUCUCGAAAACCAAGAAACAACAACAACCACAACAACCUAUGUUACCACAACAGUGACCACUCACAAAGAUGUUAAUACAACUGAGGAUAUAAUUGAAGAACAACCAGCUUCAUUCGUAUCAACAGUGGUGACAACUCACUCCAACGAGAUGGCAAUAACCCCUGAACUUAAAGAAACAACCAUUAAGCCAAGAGAGCCAGCUGCUACAAGCAGCUUGGAAAUACUCAUGAAAAAUCUACACCUUGACUCAAAUCAAUUACAUCCUACGUACGAAAAAAUGGAGGCUCAAUACCAACUAUUAAAAUCAGAACCGAGUGCGGAAAUUGAGCAGCCAAUUAUGGCUGCCGAUAUUCCUGAAUCGGCGAAGAAUGAAAUAUUAAUAGAUGAUUAUGUGAUAAUUGAACCCGAAGCAUUGCCCGAACUUAAUUCAGAGAUUCUUGCUUACAAUUUGUACCUUGAUAAGGAUUCGCUCUUGCGUCCCGUACCAAAUAAUUCCAUUAGUCAGUUGCAUUUGUUGAAAACAGAAAAAUCCCUUGAACCCGAAGUAGAAACAGACAUCAUAGUCGAAAAAGUCAUAACUGUGGAUAAGCCACAAACAACAGUUAAGGAAAUAGUUUCAGACAACAAGCUAAUCGAACCGACAGUUGAAAUAGUUGAGGAUGUAAUAAUUGAGAAAAUAAUACCUGUGGAGAAGGUUUCGGAGCCAAUUGCGUCCCCCGAAAUUUCAGCCAUUGAGCCAAUAUCCUUGCCGGUAUUGUUAGCCCCAGAGGCCAGCAAACCAAGUAACUUACUCUGGCAUCUUAGUGAAGACAACUUCAAGAAGUUAAUUAUUCACCACGGGCAAACUGCAGCUGAUCCCUACGGUCUAUUUAUCACUACGACCACAGACUCGACUAAUACGGAUACAGAGAAAACUCAGGAAACCCAGGACGAUAAGCAUAAGACUGACAUCAUUACUGAAACUGUAGUGAAAACGACGACGAUUACUGAAUCAAGCAAAUUGAUAACAGAUCACGUUGUAGAUAAGACUGAAACAGAGACAUCGUCAAAUGAAAGCAUUCCUACCGUUGAAGUGACUGCAACAGCACCCAUCAGCACCCUCGAUCAGUUGCGACUAAAUCUGUACUCGGAUCACUGGCCAAAGCCAAGCACCGAUGCCGAUUUAUUCGAACACACUGUCGACACACUGAAACGGGAUGAUGUAGCAAGCGCCGAUACAAAACUUGACAAAGACAAGAAACCCGAUGAUGUUAUCACCAAACCAGACAAAAAAGAUGACGACGACACUGACGAUGACGACGAUGACGAUGACGAUGAUGACGGAGAUAAACUGACUGUGCCUGAUAAUCGUAAGCCGCAUGACGAUGACGACAAAUCGAACGACCGCGAUCCUGGUAGUGGUAGCAGUGGCAAUGCAACACCCACACCCGAAAACGAUUCAUCCCAGUACGAACAGAAUCGCAGCUGCUCAUCAGAGUAUAUGUCCACCGAUCUGCCCGGCGGCGUCGGUCAUUGGCGGGACCAAAGUACUUACUUGGCUUUAGAAGCCGAACCUCAGGUUAAAGUUGAAUUGGCACCAACCGUAGAGAGUAAGGAUGUUCUAACCGAAACUAAAACCAUUGAGUUGGCACCCUCUGUGCCAGUUGAGCUAAACAACACGACCCCAACUCCUGAAACAAGUCCCCUACCCACUGCUACAACCUCAGCUAAUGUUGCAAAUGCACUAAUCCAAUUGGCGAGCGCCACAACUCACAAUCUGUCAGCUGCUGCCAAUGCGGCAGCAUCGGCAGCACUAACGACAAAACUGGCAGCGACAAGUGCGAUUCUGCCAGUUGCAGCAGCCGUAAUUAAUAAGUUUACGGCAACCACAACAACACCGACAACACCACCAGUGGAGAUAGCAGCCCAGCCAGAGCAGCAGCCGCAGCCACAAGCGUUGACAGCAGCUGCUGUCGAGACGCCAACAACAGUUGCCGAAGAGAUAAUUGAUUCUACAAAGACAACGACGACAUCAAGCAGCGUUUCCGAUGAGCAGCAGCUGCCCGUACGGGCUGCUCCUGAAAUUGAAAACACAAAUAUUGUGAAGCGCACAGUAGUUACAACUACAACCGUAACGACAACAACAACCAGUGAAACGGCAGAUGCAGCAACACCUAGCGGCAGCACAACGACAACAACAACAACAACAACUAGCAAUGAUUUGCAACUACAACUGCAACAACAACGCCAGAAGGAUCUAAUCACACAAGAACUCGACGAACUGCUACAAUCGCUGUCAACAGUCGAGGAUGGCAUUGGAAAUAUGAACUACAGCAGCUUGGAGGGCAUGCUUCAGGGACUGAAGCUAAUCCAAAGCAAUCUGGAAGUACAUGAGAAGGACGCACAGCACCUCAAGGAUCAAGCAAAGGCACUGCCCACAGAUCCAGCCACAGAGCGUUUGCUCAACGAGACAACAGACCGUAUUGAUUUACUAUUGAGACGUACUCAGCAAGGCAUCACCAUGAUAGCUAACGCAAUGCAUGGCCAGAAGAAGCGUGAGCAAGAAAUCGAUGAGUAUCAGCAGCACUUGUUAGAGCUUGAACGUUGGAUCAAUGAGGUAACCGCCGAAUUGGCCUCGUUUGAGCCCACAACAGACAGCAGUACCGAUGAACAGGUGCUAAAGUCACAGGUGGAACGCAGUCAGCAAUUGCUGCGCACUCUCAAGGAGCGACAGCAGUCUAUGGAUGAUUUGGUCGAGCACACACGACAACUGCAAUCACAACCAGAUGUUUCACCAUUGGCCGACACCCUUAUGGAGCAGUUACAGAGCAUUAUAAUCAUAUUGCGCGAACAGAUUACCGUUGCUACCACACGCAUCUUUACCAUUGAGAAGCGCAUUGUUGAGCUGCGCAAGGCGAAGAGUGAUGAUGCUCAGCGCCAGCGCAUUCUAGCAGAUGCACAAAUUCAGCCACCAGUUAUGGCCAGUGCAUCGCCUGAAUCCAUCGAGUCCAAUGAAAACACAAUUGACUCCAGCUCUAUGCCCGAGGAGGAGAUCAAACCAACGGGGAUCUAUGUGGAGACACAGACUUCGUUCAGCUUAGAGCAACCCCAACAACAGCCACAACCGCAAGUCACCACAAGCAACGUUGAGGCUCAGACCAGUUUCCAGGAACCACAACCUGCUGCGAUCAUCGAAACUGCGGAAGUGGCACUGCAAACAAUUAAGGAGCGUGCACCGACAGAAAACAUAAUGGUCACACAAACGCUUCAGCAUGGUCAGGAAACCAUUCAGAUUGAUACUACGCUGAACGAGAAAGAUAUACAUGGACAACCUGAGGAUGUGCAAGUCGAGGCACGCUAUCAUCAACAACCCAAAGGCGAUGUGGAACGUGCCACCGAGCUAAUACUGAAGAAUGUGCCACAGGCAUUUGAAACAACAUUUGUCGAACCCGACGAAACCACAACUGAGGUGGUGGUUGGUCCCGAUGGCACCAAGCACAUUGUCCUAAAGAAGGUAACUCGCACUCGCCAGCAAAUCGUGCAGCAGCAACAGGUAAGCUCCAUUGAGACCGCCAGCGAUUCUGAUGGGAACAUUGAAGUCAAGUCCACUGGUCAGAUAAAUCUGGAGAAUGUACACACGACGGACACAACUGCUGAUCCACAGGAAAAUAAAUACCAAACUGUGGUGACCCAGCAAACUCGUGGAACCAUAUUGGAUGGCUCCAAGCCAGAGACUGUGACCGUUAGCGAGUUCGAGACGGAGCCGAUAAUCGAGCAAUUUGAGCAGCUGAUGAGUCCCGAUGAAGAGGGUAAAUUGCAGCCAUUCCGUGCAGAGGCCGGUGAAUCCACAAUGCAAUCUCACGGUAGCAGUAUACACACUGUGGUGCAACAGGUUACCCGUAAGGUUAUCCGGAAGAGUCGCAAGAUCAUCAAACGUAUCGUCAUCAUUGACGGCAAGGAGCAUGUAACUGAGGAAAUUGUUGAGGAGCCCGACGAGAUUGAGAUGAUGGAGGAGGAAACGAUGCCGCAUAUCAAUGUUAACAUUGUGCGCACGGUGAAUGGAAAUGUGGUGAGCGAGGAGGAAUUCCAACGCAUGAUGCAGCAGCCGGGCGUUGUCAUCGAAGAAGUUGCCACGGAUCUGUCACAGCCGACAGAAGAACCGCAGCAACAGGUAUUUGAUAUUGAGUCUAUCAACAUCUCCAACACAACAACAACCACACCACAACAACAACAAGAUCAACCCGAUAAACAGACACCACCAACAACUGCAAGUACAACAGAAACGAUCAAAGAAGCACCAGUAGAAUUGCCAGCACCUCAAGUAGACAUUGAAGAAACCGUAGUUUUUGCUACUACCAGUCCCGUUCAUGUUACAGCAGCGGAAGUAACGAAGACAACAAAAACAACAACAACAACGACAACAACAACCUCUCAAGAAAUCGCACCAACAACAACAACAGCAAUAACAACAGUAACUGAGCCAGUGGUGCAAGACAUUGACGAAAUUUGGCCAUUGGAACAUCAUCUGCAACCAACAAAAAUUGAAUUCUCUCAGCACGUCGAGGAGCUGGCAUUACCAGCUGCAAGCGCCACAGAGACGUCAAUGCCCGUUGAAACCAUUUGGCCAACUAGUCCUGAAACUGGCAACUCAAUCUCACUAGAGUCUUAUGAAUUUGAGCCGGCAUCAACAGCAGCUAGUAGCAUCAAAUCAGAGACAGAGCUGGUACCACAAGAGACUGAAGCACAACCAGAGUCGCCAGAACAGCCAACGACAGCAGUUGCCAAACCAAAGACUGAUAUAGAAAGCUUCCUGAGAGCUGAACAAGCACAUGCCUUACCCAUUGAGAAGCCUAAGCCAUCCAAAGCACCUUUACAACCAACAACAGAAGAGACAGCACAACUACCACAACCACAGGCUGUUGCACAAGCACUACCAGAGCAACCUGCUACAGAAGAGAAAAAGUUGGAUAUGCCUCAAAAGGAUCUACGCGUUGCCUCACAACUCUUCAUUACUGAGGAGUCCGGCUCCUCGAAAGCCUACCAGAUGACGGCACCAUCAGUGGAAGCCCCUGGUGUUGGCGUUCUGAAGGUUGCUAUGGGUUCAACACCAGAUAUCGAUGAGUCUAUUGCUAAACUGCCCGCCAAGGUUACCAUGACUAUUGUGGAGACUGUAACGGCACCUCUGGAGCACGACGAUGAUGCGAGCACGAAGCGAAGUCGAAAGAAAAAGAAGAGAAGAGAUGAGGAGCAAGUAAAACCAGAACUAGCACCAGCACCAGCACCAGCACCAGAACCAGAAUCACAACCAGAACCCGAGCCAGUGCCCACUCCGGUUGCCGUUUCCGACAUCGAACCGGAGUCCGUACAUGAAACUGGCUACGAAGCAGAGGAAAAGACGGUUGCCGAUGAUGACGACUCAGCUGAUUCAAAGAAGAAGCGCCGCAAGAAGAAGAAGCAAAAGGAAAAGUCUCAGGAGGAGGAGUCGCAUGUGCCCAUUUCAUCUGACAAUUCGCCUCGCGAUGACACCACCAGCAUUGAAUCCGAGGGCAAGGUUUGCCAUGAAUCAAUUGUGGAAAUAAGCACAGAGAGUGACCUAUCCAGCAUGGAUAUUGACACAACUGUUAAGGUGGUUGAAGAUUCUGUUGUUCCCUCCCCCACAGAGCUGUCACGUGAUCCGAUCACGGAAAUAGUCAUACCCACUGAGGUUGUAGAGCUGGCUGCACUUGAAGAUGUGGAGCAGCAGACGACGCCGCGUGCGCCUACACCAACAGCUGCUAUUGAGGUUGAACAGGAUAUAAAAUCUAUUCAAACUUCACCGGAACACAAGCCACAACUCGAUGAGAUUGCAGUGCAAACGAGCCUUGAUUUGCAACCGAAUAACCAGGAGAAUGAGUCGCAGACUUUAGUUAUAGAAAUAACGGAAUCCGAAGCGCAAACAACGCCACGUGCCGAAGAGAAGCUUGAGCCCAUUGCCACGUCCAGCACUGAAAUACAAACUGAUGUGAGUGGCCAGCCACGGGAAACAGUGGAGAUAUCUAGCCAAACCGUUGUGACGACAACCACAGAAAAGGAGCUGCAAACAACUCCCAAAGAAUCACCACGGCAGGCCGAAUCAAGUAGCGAUCAUGUGGUGCAACCACUUGUUCAAGAGUUGGUUAAAGACAUGACCAUCGAUUUGCCUACACCGACAACUGAGCAAUCUACAACCACUGAAGUGACCUUAACCACAGAGACACAGAUGCAAACAACAACACCAGAGCCAACGGAAGUGAGUCAACCAAUCGAAAUGAGCGAUGUGGUUAUCCAGACGACGCCGCGUGAACCGAUCUCCCUAGAGGACACUUCACUGACUGCAACGUCGAUUUCCGAGCCAUACGAGCUGGAGGUGAGAACCACAGUGGCCAUACCAGCUGAUUCAGAUACUUCAGUUGUUGAGCCCACACUGUAUGAGUACACGCAAACCAUGCAGUUGCCCAAGCCCGAAAAGAGAACCCGCAAGGACAAGAAGAAACAAAAGGGCAAAUCUGAGGAUCAGCCAACUAACGAACCAGAUCAGCAACAAAUCAGUGUAACCGUUGAAAUUGCCCCGGAAUUGCUAACCGAAACAGGCAUUGUACUGUCAACCAAUCAGCAAAUCGAAGAGGUACCACAUCUGCCGCAAGCAGUCGACUCCGAACCCACUGAAGUCGAUCCACAGAAGCCUCAGCGUGUCUCAUUGCAAAUCACAAAGACAACCGUCUACGAUGAGUAUCCCGAACUGCCAGUGCACAUAAUCGAGCAAAACAAGGUUAGCGUUGCCUCGCAAAAGCCACGCACUACUGGACCCACUUCCUCGGUAACAAUUGAGGAGGUCGCUUCACCCACCGAAGAGCUGGUGGUGCCCAUUACGCCGGGUCCCGAUAAUUUGAAUGAGCAGAAUAUCUGGCUAACAGCGACGACCAGCAGCAACGUCGACAGAACACCGAUGGACUCCUCCCAAGCGUUUAUCAUGAACGAGAGCAGCCUGCAGUUCUAUCCAGGCAAACAAGAAACGCAACCUCAAGUGAGUUGGGCAGAGACCAAGGCGGCAAUUGGCAGUCGAAUUCAACAGCUGAAACAGGCGACUCCACAGCUGACGCAAACUCCUUUGAGCGAUGUUCUGCAUCUGGCCACACUUUCAGAGCAAAUCAAACAAGUGCCCAGCGAGCAGCGUCUGCAGGAAGUCAAUGAGGAACUGCAGACCUUGGAUCAGGCCAUACAAAAUGGAGAUCGAAAGAUUAUACACACCACUGUCAUAACAGUCAUUGAAAAGGUCUCCACGUGGCUAGAAACCAUCGAGUAUCGCGUCUAUCUCAUUCGACAAAACUCAAACGAAGGCCCCUCCGAGCAGAAGCUGGACAAUUACAAUCAGCUGAAUGAUGAGUUGCACACAAUCAAACAGAAUGUCAACCAAUUGGAGGGACAACUUUCUCAAGUAGACGAACCAACUGCUGGACUUUUGCAAUGUGUAGACACACUCAAGGAGCACGUUGACGCCGUGGAACAGGUGACACAACAGAAUCAGGCACAGGAUAGCAAAGAUCUGGAAAAGUGGAUUAAUUUCGAGGUGCAAUACAGGGAAGUCACCGCAAUGCUGGAGUUCCUGCAACAGCGCUACGAACAGGCUAUCACCGAAGAGCAUCCGCUCUCAGCAAAACUGGCGUUGCUUGACGAUCUGGAAAAAGAGCAUACCUUGAGCCAACAGCAGUUGGGUCAGCUCAUGCAGAGUGCACGCUUCUUCCAGCGCGACUAUCCGGGCAAGAAGAUGCCACAGGAUGUGUACAGUGCCUACGAGACGAGCAAAAAUAUUGGCAACAGCAUUGAGGCCGAGCGUGAUCGUCUUCUCCAGCUGCAAUCUUUGGCCGAGGAGUACGAGCAGACGCUUAAGGAGUUCACCAACAUCACAGUGCUAGCCGACAAAAUGAUGGAGAGCCCGAUUGUAUCCAGUUCGCUGGAGCAGCUGAACAACGAGGUGCAGAAGCAACGUAAGUUCUUUGUCAAUCUGAGCCACUGUCGUGCCAUGUUGGAGUCGCUUGAGGAAAACAUUGACAGCGAGACCCGGGAAAAGCACUCGGAACUGCACAAAGAGCUCUACCAGCGCGCCACCCAGCUACUGGAGCGCGCAUCCGAGCGAUCGUCAAAGCUUGUGCAGGCUGCAUCCCGUUGGACAGUGCUGGAGAAGGGAAUGCGCGAUGAGUUGCAGUGGCUGCAAGUGGCACAGCAACGUGUGCCCGAUCUGUCGGCAGUUACCUCCGCCGACUAUGAUCAGUAUGCGACGCUCUAUCAAUCCCUGAGCAAUGACAUCUCCCAUCAUUAUGUAAAAAUGACGCAGCUCUCGGGUAUUGCCAACAAACUGCAACAACUGGUGCAGGCUCCAAAUCUGGUCGAGGAAACCAACGAUGCGCUGAUUGUGCUGCUCAAGCUCCGCGAGGAGGUGGCAUUAUAUUUGCAUCGCCUACUUGUCUUCAAGGAGAUCUGGGUGCAGUACGAACAGCAAACAGAGAAAAUGGAGUCAUUCGUACGCGAGGCAGAACAGGAACUGCGACAGAUUCAAAUACCCACACAACCCACAGAGGAACCCAUACCGCAUAUGCGACAAUUCUGGGAGAUUAAGGCACGUUUCGAGCUGCAUAAUAACAUUCGCAACGAUGCGGGCCACAGCCUGGAGAAAUCCCUGCAGGUCAUACCACUGGCCGAUGAGAUGCUGCAGCGUCAGUUCCACGCCCAGCUCGAGGAUCGCUGGCAGGCAGUUGCCCAAGCAAUUGAGCAAAUACAGCGCAACAUUGUAGAUUGCCUGUCCUCGGAGGAUAUUGCCCCCGAUGAGAAACUCAAGCUGGUGGAGCGAGAGCUACAGGAGAUCUAUUUGACAAUGACGAGCAUGAAGGGUGUCAUUAAGAAUGAGGAGGAGCUCAGUCUGUACAUUGAACGGGUUCAGGUGCUGCGCACCCGAGUCGGUUUCAUUGGCAACGAACUGGGCCGCAUUGGCCUCCAGGAGCCGGCAAUUGAGCCCGAAAAGGUUGGCGAACUCUUUGCACUCUCGCACAAGAUCACCACACAAAUUGCCGAGGAGCUGGAGUUUGCUUCCGUGCUGAAAAAUCAACUGCAGGCCAUACACGAAGGCAUUAGCAAUCAGCGUAAGCAUCAGGCCAAAAUCUCAGUUAUACUGGAUGAAUGCGAAUCCGCCGAACGCCAAGGAGCUGAUGUCAUUGAGAAAGCCGUCGCUGAUUGUCAAAGCGCUGGCGAGGAGCUCGUGGGCAGCUGGCAAGAGAUAAUGCGCAUUCGCCAGAUGCUCCACACACUGCCCAUGCGUCUCAAGAUGUCCGUGUCGCCGGUGAAGCUGGAACGUGACAUCUCCCAGCUGCAGGAUGACCAUGCCUUCCUCGAGAGCAAGUGCACCAACAUUAUGGCCAUACUACGCAAUCGUCUGGCACUCUGGCUGCGCUAUGAACGCCAGCUGGAACUCGUGCAUGGAUCUGUGCAGGAGACAGACUUUAUGAUGGAACUCAUACGUGUUCACGGCCAGGUUGAUUACGAACGCCUCCGUAAGGCCACCGAAAGAUUGGAGGGACUUGCGGGCGAUCUGCACAGUCGGGAGCAGCUAUUGGAUGAUCUGAAGGGCGCUGCCAAACCGUUAAUCGAGAGCUGUGAUGUGCAAAUUGUGGAGCAAAUUGAAUCGUCCGUGCAGGAUGCAGUAGUUGCCUGGAAUGAUACCACCGAAAAUCUACAACAAUUGUGCACACGCUACCAGCGAGCCGUCGAACUGUGGGAUAAAUACCGUAGCGCCUCUGCUGCCGUCAAGAGUUGUAUUGAACAGCAAAUGGAUAGCGUCAAGUCCUUGGAGCAGCCAUUGGAUGCCAUGCAACAUGCCAAGGUCUGUCAAGACAAUCUCAGCGCACAAAACGAUCGUCUAUUGGAGCUACGCGACAUUGUGUCAAAAAUAGCUGCCGAUGUGGGUCUGGAUGCAUCCUCGCUGAUGCAAGGUGAAUUGGAUGCACUGGGUCAGCGAUUGGUUGAAUGCAAGGACGCGAUUACGACGCUCGCGAAUGUGGCCGAGACACAGGAUAAGGAGCGUAAGGAGCUCGACAAGGAGGUGACACAGGCCAAGGUUUACUUCAACAACGUGCAGCAGGACAUUGCGCGCGGCGAGCCGAAAACGCCGAAAGAGAGCGAGGAACAAUUGGCCGCAUUGCGUGCUCAUCUGCAGACCUUGGCUCGCACCGAGGAGCAACUGCGUCAGUUGCGUGAACGCCAGCAAAACAACAAUGAGCUAUCACCUGCGGGUGGAGCAGCAGUCGCUGCCGAUGAUAGCAUUCUGGAUGUGCUGGCUCUGUGGCAGAAGAUAUUCCAGGAUACGUUCCAAGAGUAUCAUCGUCUGUCCACUCGGCUCGCUCGCACCCAGAACAGCUCGGAGGCACUGCGUCUGUGGCGUCAGUAUUUGCAGCAUGUGCAAUCAUUCCUCGCCUGUGCCAUACCCGAGGACUACAGCAGCCUGCGCGAACAGCAGCAGCUCUGUGCCAUCCAUCAGAAUCUGCUCAUCUCGCAGCAGAGCGUUCUCUCGGAGACGCCACUCGAAUCGGAGCUCUCGGAGCAAUACAAGGCACUUACAAAUCUGCACAAUGAGACCCUGUCGCGCAUCAUGCAGCGCAACGAUGAACUGGAGCGUCGGGUGAGUGGCUGGAAUGCGUAUCGCCAACAAUUGGCGGCACUGCUCGACUGGCUGCGUCAGCGGGAGGCGGAACGCAAUGCGCUCCAGCUGCGCUACAUUCAUCUGAAGCGUGUGCCACAUCUAAAGGCACGCAUGGACGCACUACUCCUUCAACUGGCUCGUGGAGAGCAACAGAGCGCCGCUCUGAAGGCACAACAGCAACAACUGCUGCCCUACUGCGAUGAUGCAUUGGCCACUGCGAUGCGCAUGGAACAGGCCAGCAUUAAUCAACGGAUUAGCAAUUUGCGUGCCGCUCUCGAGACAUGGCAGAACUUCCUGAAGCGUAUCAAGCAGCUGUCCGAGUCGUACGAGCAGCGUAUCCAGCAAUUGCAGGAUGAAUUCGGCAAGACACAGGAUCUGCUUGAUAACAGCAAUUGCAGCGAUUCAUCAACGCCGGCGGAGAUCGAGCAGCGCUUGGUCGCACUGCGAGCACAGCGUGUUCAACUCAGUGCUCAAACGCCAGCGCUGGAGAGCCUCACAGUUAGCCAGGAGGAGCUGAAGGAGUGCAUCAGUCCUCAUGACAUGAAGGGCAUCAGGCAGCGCAGUUUCCUGCUCUGGCAGCAGCAUGCCGAUCUCGAUUAUCAGCUCACCGUGGCCAUCAAUGCCAUCGAGGAACGUCUCGCCCUGCUUUCCAACUAUCAAACCCGUUAUGCUCGCAUCUCGCACUGGCUGAGCGGAUUGGAGGAGCGUGUCGAACGUGAUGCCGAUGUCGCUGCAAUGGCGAAUCCGGAGCAGGCAGCCAAGCAGCUGGAACAGCAAAUUAAUGGUGAACUUCAGUUGCGCGACAAGGAACGGGAAUGGCUGCUCUCCGCCAGCCGUGAACUGCUCACUCUGUAUGGUGAAGCCACGCCGCAGGCGCAGGAUGUUCGCGUCCAGGUUCAGCAGCAAAGCGACGCCUUGAUCGAUCGUUGGAAUCGUUUGCAGUUCCUCUGCAAGCAGCGGGCCACAAAGAUUGGCGAACUGAAGCAGACGCUGCUGCGUUUGGAGGAGCGCAUUGCUCUCAUCCGUGCCUGGUUGUUUGAGGUGGAAUCGCAGCUAGACAAGCCGCUUAGCUUUGAGAACUACACGCCAAAUGUGAUCAAGGCGAAGCUCAAGGAGCAUGAGCAAAUCCAGCGAUCCAUCGAGCAUCACAGCAGCAAUGUGGGCGAGGUGCUUAACCUGGUCGAGAUGCUGCUCAACGAUGCUGAUAGCUGGCGCACACAGGUCAACACAACUGGGUUGGCCUCAUCCGCCCAGAAUCUGGAGCAGCGCUGGAAGAACGUUUGCAGCCAGUCGGCGGAGCGUAAGACACGUAUACUCUCUACAUGGAAUCUGCUGCAGGAACUGAUCAAGCUGACAACCGAGCAAAAGACCUGGGUAGCCAAGCAAGAAGCUCAACUAUCCAACUUCGAGCGCGAUGAUAAAUAUGCCAACAAACAGAAACAGGAUGAGCGGCAGCAGGCAUUGCGUGCCAAGCUGGACGAACUCGAUGCCGAGUCGGUGAAUCUGCGUCGACUGGAGCAAACAUAUGCCAGGCUAACAAUGAGUCCGGGUGUGGAGCCAGAGAACAUCCAGAAGUUAACGAUGCCCACCAAGGUGAUGCUGAGUAAGUGGCGUCUGUUGGCACCACGCUUCCAUGCGCUCCUCGAUGCCAUUGACAAGGAUGCCAAGCUGAUGCGCGAGUUCAACACAUCCCAACUGGAGCUGACGAAAUCGCUGACGGGCAUACAAACGGCGUUAGACCAGAUGCCCUCUGCGGAGGAUCAGCAGGCCGAACCCAAGGCGGUGCUGCAGCGCUUGGAGGGAUUGGAACGCAAGCUUCAGCAGACUCAACAGCAGAUACAGCAGGCUGAUGCCUUGGGCAAGGAAGCCGAGCAGCGCAACAAAGAGCAGCCGGCACAGCUGAAUCAUCUGCUCAAACUAAUCACGGAGUACACAACUCUGUGGCAAACGGUGCAAACAAAUCUUGUCACUCUGAAGACCAACUGGUUGGCACGUGCCGCCUCCAUGGCUGGCGCUGCUAUGCCUGUACAUGAAACGCAUGCCAGUGUUCAGGUGAAUACGCUAUCGCAGCGCAAGUUGCGACAGGCGCAACUCCAACGGGAGACGUCCAUAACGGCCAAAGAUGCGUAUAUCAUGGAACUGCAGACGGCGAUUGCCGAGUGCCAGACCAAUCUGGAUGAACUGCAGCGCACCAUUGCGGACAAGACACGCAAGCCGGGUCCCCAGAAGAUUGCCAAGCUGCUUGGCAAUGCGCAGUCCUCCACGGAGCUGGUGAAGCAUCUGAGCCAUCUGCUGCUCUCCGAAUGCCAGGCGGACAGUCAAGCUGCCCAGGUGGACACCGUGUCAGAGCUGACGCUGCGCUUCGAUACGCUGCAGUCGCAGUGGAAGGCGCGUCAACAGCACGAUCAAAAUGCAAGGUGCCUGCUACCUGCUGCCUACAAAUACACAUGCAUACAUGAGGUCGGCCGGCUAACGUGUCCGCUCUGCACGCAACGCAACUGGCAGCAGAUCGACAAUGAUCUGUGGCGUCUGGAGCAGUGGCUGCAGUUCGCCGAGAGUACACAGAAGUCACAAACGGCGCCGCCCUCGAAUAUUGAGUUGUUGGAGGAUGUGACUCAGGAUCAUCGCGAGUUUUUGCUGGAUCUGGAGAGUCACAAGUCGAUCAUCUCGUCGUUGAAUGUCGUCGGCGAUCAUCUAGCCACGCACACCCUGGACACGGAGAAGGCGCGACAAUUGCGUUCUCGUCUCGAGGCUGAUAACGAGCGUUGGAACAAUGUUUGCAUCAAUGCCACCAAAUGGCAGGGUCUGCUGCAGACGGCGCUCAUGGGCAACAGUGAGUUCCAUCAGACAAUCGAUGAGCUCGUUGACUGGCUGCAGCGCACCGAAAAGAAUAUCAAGGCCUCCGAACCGGUGGAUCUCACCGAGGAGCGCAGUGUGCUCGAGGCAAAAUUCAACAAGUUCAAGGAUCUCCGCGCCGAACUGGAGCGCUGUGAACCGCGUGUCGUCAGCCUACAAGACGCAGCCGAUCAGUUGCUGCGCUCCGUCGAGGGCUCCGAGGAACAGUCUCAACAUACCUAUGAAAGAACCCUUUCCAGAUUGACCGAUCUCCGGCUACGUCUCCAAUCCCUGCGCCGCCUCUCUGGCAUCUACAUCGUCAAGCUGGGCGCCGUGCUCGGCUAUGAGGGCGACAAUUUGGGUGUACCGCUGCACAUGUUGUCAAGUGAGCUUUUGGAUAAUACUACAUUAUCAACCUCUUCUAUGCAGGCCGCCGCACCAAACACAGAAAAUGCAAAUCCCGAUGGCGAUGCUGCCGAUGGCGAUGUCAUCAAUACCACGGUUCUGGCGCGCGGUGCUCGAUUCCUCGGGCGCGUUGCACGUGCCUCCCUGCCCAUACAGGCGCUCAUGCUGCUGCUUUUAGGUGUGGCAACACUGGUGCCCCACGGUGAGGACUACACCUGCAUGUUCUCCAAUACGUUCGCCCGUAGCCUGGAGCCGAUGCUAACCUAUCCUCACGGGCCACCGCCAACGUAAACAGUUGUCAGUUGUCAGUUGUCAUUGGAUUAGUGCAAUAAAUUCACAGUCAAGUUCAGAAAUAACAGAUAUACCCCUAAUAUAUACAAACAAAACAAAUGUAACAGAACACAAACCAACACGAAUAUGCCUUCAAAUUAAAAACAAACAAAAAAAAAAAGAAGAAAUUAUGAAUGAAAACAAAAACAAAAAAAAAACAUUAGUAAGCAAAUGUUUGUAAUCAAAAUUAUUGUACAUGCUGUAAUGAUGUAAGAAAUGUACGCUCGAUAAUGUUGUCAUGUAAAUUUUUGUAAUUUGCCACAUUUUGAUGAGAAUUUGUAUUUUAAUUUUGGUAGCUAGAGACAAACAUACCGAACAAAAUAUGUACAUAAUAAGCAACGUACUCGACGAGCAUAUUUAAAAGAGAAACAUGAAAACCUAACGACUUGUAACGAAAAAAAAAAAAAAAACACUUUUACAAAGAAAAGAAAAAAUAAGAAAACUUAUAUUAACGAUAUAUACAUUAUACAUAUAUAUUUGCACAGCAAACAUUUAUAUAUAACCCAAUGCCCAACAUUUUGUAUAUAAUAACUAAGCUAAAAACAAACAAACAAAAAAACGAAUGCAAAAAUACGCACACGAAAUAAUUACUCAGCAACGCCCGCUCCUCCAAGCAACGAAAGAGAGCAACUGCAGCCUGCGGGCAGUCCUUGCAAAUUUCGUGGAACAUUUUUGCACGGACUGGCCACAAGCUGCCGCUGCGAACGGACAAGCCCACAAGACAAACCAUGACCCAUAGACCAAUUGUCCAGAGUGCUAACCAAAAGUUAACCUACGGCUAGCAGCUGCACGUCCAUCUCCCAAAACUCAAGGCGUUACAGCUGCUGCUGUGCAUUAACUUUUGGUCAGGUCACUGGACGCCUGACAGCCAAAUGCCGCCACUGAGGAUUAACACAGUUGCCAUAGGCCAAGUUCUCUCCCACGGCCUAUGAGGAGCUGGUUAAUCAACCACCCGCCACAGGUGACAGACCGGCGGCAUUUGGUUCUCGGUUACCUCAAAGCAUUCCUGAAACUCAUUUCCAAAAUUCUAACCAUAGAUCAAAUCAAAAUAUUGUCCUGAUCUGAAGUUGCUGUCGGGAGCGGGCGCAAAAGGAGCAUUGAACAAAAAAAACGAAGCAAGUGUCCUAUGCCGGUGCUAAACCAAACUACAAACAAUUUUUCAAAUUACGAAAAUUGUUUGUCGUUCAGUUGCGUAUGAAAAUGCAUAAAAAGAACCGUAAAAAAAAUCGCAAACGAAAAAAAAAUG